AUCCGUUUCAUUUGCUGAGACAUUGGGGGGGGGGGGGAAUAAGUUUUGAUGGAUGCAAUAAUGGAAUACAGAAUGGUUUAGUUUUUGUAAAAUACGCAGGGAUGUAUGAUAUGCAAAAUGAACCAUGGAAAGAGAAGAAGAGAAGCCACUGAUAUUUUAAGGUUGUUUCAAGGAGUAUUUUAAAUUGUAAAACAGAAAAUUUAAUAAAAAUUAGAGAGGAAACAGCUGGCUGUGGCAGCAUGCAGACUAACGAACGGCAACAAGAGAUUUAGAUCUGGUACAGCAAGACGGACAGAUGUAAUAUAUACGGUAUUUCUAUGGUAGCAAUUCCCCUGUUCAGCUUAGAUCAGGCCACAUAUAUCGAACCAGCAAUAAUAAUUGAAAAUAAAACGAAACUGCCUGGUUAAAGGGGGGAGAAGAGCAACAUUCUAGAUUAACCAAUCAGCGACACAACCCUGAAUUUGAACCUGCAUAACGUAAUAUAAAUUAAAAAAUACAUAUUUUCCUAGGGUGAUGUCUACUACUGCAGCCAGGACUCUAAUAAAAAGCUCGCAGACCAGGAGCGACGCAUGCGCCCUAAGCAGGGUGGGAGAGCUGGGGCCGGCCAAUCAGAGGAGCGGGAGCUCUCGCGCGCCGUCCAACGGCCGCUCAGGCCCGCCCGGGCGCGUGCCCGGACCUGCCCAACGGGGGAGCGUUUCACCCCCCCCCGCCCACCUCCCUCUCGCUACGUCACUCGAGGAAGACGAAGGAAGCCGCCAUGUCGGACGCGGCAGAUUCGCCAUAACCUUUUCCCCGCCGCGGCCUGCACGCCGCCGUUUUAAUAAUAACAGCAGCUUAAUAAUGCGCUUCCGUGUAUAGAUACGUAUUUAUUUAUUUUUAACAAAACGUUAGCGCCCCUCGAAUUUGAGAGCAGGGAUAUGGCGGUGGCGGCGGCGCUUCUCCUGAGGGGACGAAAGUGCUAGUUCUUCCUCUCUUUUUUAAUUCUACGGUUUUUAUUACCACCCCUCACCCUCCUCAUAUUCGGCCAUGGAAGCUCCGUCGGCAGGUGAGUGCGGGCGCCGAGGGGGGCCUUUUAUAAUAUAUGGAAAUCGCGUCGGCGGAGGGAUUCCGCCCCCGCGCGGGGCCUGACGGGACGUGGCGCGAGACUCCCGAGCGGGCGUCGUCGUCACCGGCACUUCCGGUUCAGUGGUGGGCGGGCAUGGCGUCGGAACCGGAAGUGCGUGUGCGCUUGCGCGCGCGUCUGUCUUGUCAUCUCGGUGCGCACAACCUGGUUGGCUGUGGUCCUCAGGGCGGAGAAAGCGACUUUUUCUUAAGGAUGCGAGGAGAGCGAAGCUGCCCGAUGUCCUCUCCUCAUAAUGGAAGCGCCACGCCCUUGCAGCUGCGCCCACCUAUUUUUCGCCCAAACGCGGGUCUCGAACCCACAACCCUUGGGGUUUGAGAGUCUCGUGCUCUACCUAUUGAGCUAUCCAGCCGCCGAGGCUUUGGAAUGGGAAACCUCGUUAAUGGAACAGAGAAGCCUAACUGUGGCACCGAGUGAAGGAAGCGCUGCUUUUUAUCUGUCCCAUCGAUAACCUCAGCCAAAGCUGCCCAUCCUGCUUUUAAUUGAAUUGAAAUAUUUAAUGUCACUUGUACAGCUUGUAUAUGGGACACGGGUGGCGCUGUGGGUUAAACCACAGAGCCUAGGACUUGCCAAUCAGAAGAUCGGCAGUUUGAAUCCCCGUGAUGGGGUGAGCUCCCGUUGCUCGGUUCCUGCUCCUGCCAACCUAGCAGUUCGAAAGCACGUCAAAGUGCAAGUAGAUAAAUAGGCACUGCUCCGGCAGGAAGGUAAACGGCGUUUCCGUGUGCUGCUCUGGUUCACCAGAAGCGGCUUAGUCAUGCUGGCCACAUGACCUGGAAGCUGUACGCCGGCACCCUCGGCCAAUAAUGCAAGAUGAGCGUCGCAACCCCAGAGUCCGUCACGACUGGACCUUAUGGUCAGGGGUCCCUUUACCUUUACCUUACAACCUGUAUACAGUGAGAUUAAGAGAGCUGAGUGGGGGGUGCUCGUGUAGUCUUAAUUUCCCUCGUUUACUGAUGCACACCCACCAAACCCAAAAGUCAGUUGCCCCGUUGUUAUUUUUUAAUUCAGCAGCCUAACAGCCCACGGAUAGAAGCUGUUCUUUACCCUGUUGGUGCGACUAAUCAUGCUUGUAUAUCUUCUGACUGAGGGCAGGAGAUCAAGAAAUUGCCGGCCAGGGUGUGAAUCAUACCUGAGAAUUUUCCUCACUCUCCUGAGGCAACGUUCUUCCGCUAUUUCAUCCAGCGGAUUCACAGGACAGUCCAUAAUAUCACCACCCUCUGUAGGCACUUCCUAUAAGAUGAUGUCAAACCAGCGUACCACACCGUGAUGCAGUAUGAAAGGACACUUUCUGUUGUGGACACCUAUAGAAGGAGAUGAUCAAAUGUUGAUUGACAUAGUUCUUCCGCAAUGUCCCACAAAUUCAAAGGGGGGAGAAGGAAAAGAAGCUCAUUUCCACUUUUCCUAGACCAGUGGUCCUAUGCCCUAUGGGCCACAUUUUCAGAAUAAAAAUUUGCUCGCACCGCACCUAAUUUUUUUAUUGUUAAGAAAUACAUUGGAAAGGAAAAGCAAAAACCAGCAGUGCUGGAUUUAUAGCGUAGAAUGCAGCCUCUUUAUAAUAUGAUCAUGGGGCAUCCAGAAUGUAUAAAACAAUGCAUCUGCUUACUCAGGAGUUCCAUGCUUCAUGUCCUUGCAUUUUGAAAAAGCUUUAGCUAGCCUUUGCCGUUGAAGUUGGUUUGUUGUGGGUCGUCAUAUAUAACUAGGAUCUAAACCUUUUGUUCUGACCCAGUGCCUAACUUCUGAGUUGUCACACUGGGGGUUAUUCUCAAAAUUAUGUGGACUCCUAGAUAGUACAUCACUACUAAAACGAGUUCUUGCACAGGCAAAUAGUCAGAUUCCAUUUAAGAUGCAGUCCUACACACGCUUACCUGGGAGUAAGUCCAGGGUAAGUAAGUGGGGCACUCUUCUGAGUAACUAUGUGGGGUAGAUAAACAAACUGGAAUGUGUCCAGAGGAGGGCAACCAAAAAGGUCAAAGGCCUGGAAAUGAUGCCUUAUGAGGAACGGCUAAGGGAGCUGGGCAUGUUUAGCCUGGAGAAGAGGAGGUUAAGGGGUGAUAUGAUAGCCAUGUUCAAAUAUAUAAAAGGAUGUCAUAUAGAGGAGGGAGAAAGGUUGUUUUCUACUGCUCCAGAGAAACGGACACGGAGCAAUGGAUCCAAACUACAAGAAAGAAGAUUCCACCUAAACAUUAGGAAGAACUUCCUGACAGUAAGAGCUGUUUGACAGUGGAAUUUGCUGCCAAGGAGUGUGGUGGAGUCUCCUUCUUUGGAGGUCUUUAAGCAGAGGCUUGACAACCAUAUGUCAGGAGUGCUCUGAUGGUGUUUCCUGCUUGGCAGGGGGUUGGACUCGAUGGCCCUUGUGGUCUCUUCCAACUCUAUGAUUCUGUGAUUCUAUGAUUCUAGAUCUGUCAGUAGAGCAAGAAACUCUUAAUCAGAGUUGUGGGUUUGAGUCCCAUGUUGAGCAAAAUAUUCCUCCAUUGCAGGGGGUUGGACUAGAUGGCCCUUGUGGUCCCUUCCAACUUUACAGUUCUAUGAUUCUGUCUGUCCAUGGCUUUCUUUCCAUAAGCCUUCUGUGCAUUUAGUAAAGACAUGCAAGGCUUCAAAAGCAGGAAGACCUACUAGGCACCCUUUUGAGUACCUGGCACCUCAAGCUUUAGAAGUUUAGAAAUUGCAAAUUGCCAUUCGUAUGUAUGUAGAACUUCCGUUUAUGAAGCCUCUGUCCUUCUUGUGCUUCUGCUAUAGCCUUUUCCUGUUUGAUCUCCUGGAUUUGCUGCCAUUUCCUCCACCCGAUCCUAGCCUGUUGCCUUUUGUGCUUUGCGGAUGACUUUUGUAACUACCAAUACACCGCUGCUGCAAGUUCUUACUUUGAAUUGUCCUCUUUUUGUUACACCUCCUCAUAAAGAAAAAUAACGGAAGACUUCUGAAGGAGAUGUUUUGUCAGUGCUGCUGAAAAUAUUUUUGCCCCCCUUCCUUCCCACCCCCCUAUUUGAAUCAGCCCUCCUUGGAAUAACAUUUGCCAGUGUGCCUCUGGUCUUGAGCUCUGUGUUGCAGCUGCUGCAAGUGGCUGCUAGAGGUUGCUGUUUGCACGCAGAAGGAGAUUCUUUCAAAGCAAGCAGCUGGAUGCCACGCUUAACUUGCUAGCUGUUGACUUAAUAAUCAGGGUUGCUAGUCAGUUAAAUAAUUUUGGCUGAUUGAUUGGAUAAAAGGCAGGUGAUUAAUUAACUACAGUUAAGUAAAAUCUGCAUUAUGUCCAAAACGGAAGGUGGGUGCCUUUUGAGAUUUUUCAGGUUGUUUUCUUCAGCAGUGUUUGCAUGGCCAGUAAAGUUCAAGGCUCUUCAUCACAGGGGAGGCAUCCUUGAGUAGAAAAGACUCCCUGUUUCAGAUGUUGCAGAUGCAGGGAACCUUUAUCAGCCAGAGCACAGAGAAAUGAAAAGAGCAGAGCAGCCUUAGAGAGGGGUAGGAAGGCAGGGGCCUUCAGUCCUUGCAACUGCCUCAUUGGGGCAAGACUUACUGGGAAGAGUUUUUAGGAUCACUAGGCCUGCGCUGCUUUGGUUUCUUUGAAUAAAGAGUUAACUGCACCGGCACCUUGUUUUUUUAUUGCUCUUGACACUCCCCCCCCCUCCAAAUAACAUCACAGCGGGCACCCAGUAUUUAAAACAGCAGAAAUAAAUAAAAGCAAUUAAAAGCUAUCAAUAAAAGAGUUAAGAAAUAACAAAGCAACUGUAAAACAGUAAAUAACAAAGCGGCUAUAAAAUAACCAUAAAAUCUUAGCUGCAGCAGCGUAAAUCAAUUUCUCGUUCAACGCCUGUGCAAAUAGCCGCUCUGUAAAAUAGGUGCCAGGUGAGUAGCUUCAAUGAAAGGCCCUUUGCUUUGUCCUCAGCUGCCUUACCAAUGGGGGAUGGGCGUGGGGCUGGAGUUAGCUCUGCCAUUGUCUGGAGAGUCCGAUCGACGGAAGGCUGAAAGUGUCGCUCCAUCUAUUAUUAGUGAUGCUUCUAAUUAUCCUUAGGUCUGAGGGUGUGUCACAACAAUGCAACCGAGACCAAACAGGAAUCAUACAUCCAGGCAGAAGGAGGGCACCCCAUUUUGGUCCAAGAAGAAGGAGAGGAUGAGGUGCUGUCUUUAUGCCAACCACUCUUAAGCAUUCAUCUGACCCCUGAUGGCAGAGUGUUGCUUGGUGUAGCAGAGGGAGUCUCUGAGAUUUUGCCCCACAGUUUGAGAACCGAGGUACAGCUUUGUGUGUAGCAAGGAGCCCAGUCUAUUUCCUCCUGCUGUGGAAUGCAGCACUUGCAAGAACAGGGCAUUGUAAGGAAAUUAACAGUGAGAUCCUACAUGUUUACUCAGAAGUAAGUCUCACUGCAUCCAGUGGCGCUUACUCCUUACUAAGAAUGUUUAGAAUUGCAGCACUAGGAGGGUGCGUUUUGACUGGUACAAUGACAACAGUUGAUUAUUUUUUAUUUUCACAAUGCUUUUGUGUCAAAUAAACUGGUCCUGAAAUAAAUUAGAUUUUAGGUUGGUAGGAGAAGUUUGUGUGCAGCAGGCUGAAGAAUUCCACUGUCGUUCCGCUCAUGGUGUACCUGCAUACUUAGCCGAUUAACAGCUUCUUUGAUUCUCUGCAUAUUUUAUUCAUUGUCUAAUUAAUUGCUCUGUUGACUUCCCCUCCUAGUUAAUUACCCACAGCCUCCUCAUCAAUUCCAUUCAUGCUUAAUUUGGAAUAUUGUUUAUUUGAUUCUUUGCCCUUAAGUGGCUGUUUCUGUUAUUGUCCUGUUGAUUCCCAGCCUAAUUAUCAACUGAUUUAUCAAUUACCCGUUGCAUAUUUGUUCAGCUGCUACGGGGAUCGGUGGCAGCCUUCUUAUUAUUAGUAAUUAUUUAUACAGUGUGCUGUGUGAUUUCCCUCUCCAGUUCCAUUCAUCCUUGCAACCAAUAUGAGAAGCUGUUCAUUAUCAUUCUGACUUUACGGGCAGGGAAUCGGUUUGCAAGCGUGAAGUUCGCUCAACUAAACCACAGUACAUUAUAGCACCAAACUUCUUGGCACAUGUAAGAUAAGUGUUGCUAAAUCCGAGCUAGGUAGAUCAGAUCUGCAAGCUUUCUUCUUCAUCUUCUGCAAAAAAAUGACUAUAUUGAGAAUAAACAGAAUAGAAUAAAAGCCUUUAAAGCAUGCAUGAGGAUCACAUGUCCUGACAGAUAAACCCCAGCAUGGCCCAAGGAUCAGGAUGGAGCUUAAUGGCUUCGGUCCUGUAUACCUGAAGGAGGAUCUCCUCUCCAAUUAUUCAACCUGGACACUGAGGUCCAACUCUGAGUGCCUUCUGGUGCUUCCCUUAUUGCAAGAAGUAAAGUUACAGGGAACUAGGCAGAGGGUCUCCUUGGUAGUGGUGCCUCACCUGUGGAAUGCCCUCCCGUUAGAUUUCAGAGAGAUAAACAAUUACAGUGGUGCCUCGCAAGACGAAAUUAAUCCGUUCCGCAAGAGUCUUCGUCUAGCGGUUUUUUCGUCUUGCGAAGCAAGCCCAUUGACGGAUUAGCGCUAUUAGCGCUAUCAGCUGUUUAGCGGCUAUUAAAGGCUUAAAGGCUUAGGGGAUUAGCUGCUAAAAGGCUAUUAAAGGCUAUUAAAGGCUUAGCAGAUUAGAUAAAGGGGGGGGAAAGCGAAAAAAAAAUCUCAAGACUCACAAGGUAUUUUCGUCUUGCGAAGCAGGCCCAUAGGGGAAUUCGUCCUGCGAAGCAACUUCAAAACGGAAAACCCUUUCGUCUAGCGGUUUUUCCGUCUUGCGAGGCAUUCGUCUUGCGGGGCACCACUGUAUAUGUCUUCCCGACAAUUGAAGUUUUUUUAUUUUAGUUUUUUAUUUUUAUUGGAUUAUGAUUUGAUAUGCUAAUUGGAUGUUUUUAUUGGAAAACUAAUAAACACUCUAAUAAAACAACAACAAUUAUAUGACUUCCCAAAGACAUCUUAAGGCAGCCCUGUACAGGGAAGGUUUUAAUGUUUGGUGUUUUACUGUGGUUUUAUAACUUGUUGGAAGCCUGCCAGAUUGGCUUGGGCAACCCAGUCAGACGGGGCCUUAAUAAUAAUAAUAUAAACAUCUGGAAGGCCACAUAUUCUCUUGUCUAUGCUUGAGAGAGCGGGCAGCUCUUCCUGACUACCGUCAGCUUUGGAUGUUGCAAAGGAGCAUGCGCUGGGUCCAGUGGGCGCGGGGACAGCCAGAAGGGUUGUUGUUUUUCAUUUCAUUUUCUGCAGUUUUUGGUGCUCUGCAGAAAGGCAGGAACCGUUAAAGGGCUGGGACUCUUGCCAAGCGAUCUAGGCAAGACAGGUAGAGGAGCCCCGAGAGAACAAAACAUUGGCAAAAGGGAGUCGGCCUAUAUUCAACUUCUGCAUAUCCAGCUGGCCCUGCCUACCUACCCCAACUUCCCCCGAACCUUCUACUGGGGUUUCUCACUUCUUCCAGCCACCUCCCACUAGUAACUGCCUCGCCACCCUGUCCAAUUGUGACAUCACAGGAAGUUUGUAGCCCGUGGCAACUGCUUAGGGAUGCAUCUGCACAGCCUCGCAUCCUGGUACUGUAAAGGGGAAUGUCAUGAACGUUACUUAGAUGUAUUUAGAAAUACCUUGAUUUAGAAGGUAGAAGAUGGCUUGCUUAUGCUCUGCUGUCCCCUUCAUUGCUGCUUUCGGGGAAAGCCUCGUUGGCUUGUGACAUCCAUGAAAGGCAAACACAGAUACGGUGAGGGGAUUGGCCCUCAUUCAACAGUUAUCAUCCAGCCACCUCCACUGGCCAGUCUGUCAACCUCCGCUGGCUUCCAUCCAUGAAUAUCCAGUGGUUCAUUUGCCCAGAACCUGGAGGGCAGCCUACACCGCUAUCUGAACAUGCAAUUCCCAGGCAUACUGUGUCUGGUGGGUGACCUAUGUCCACACUCUCCAUUCAUACUUACCUCAGCAUCAACCCACAAAUAUCCACACAGCUUUUGUCAGUGGUCUUCUGAAGGUGAAUUUCAACCAGCUUACGUUGACAAACUUCAGCCUCCUUCAUCCCUGCGGCAUCCUGGGCUUCCACAUGCUAAUCACAGCUUCUUUUUUUUAAUGAGAUAUUUAUUAAGAUUUUCAAAAUAUUACAAAAUAAAAAUAAAAAAAGAGAAAAAUACAAAAUAAAAAUGGUUAAAAACAACUCAAUCUUUCCAUUACUUAUUUUUCAUUAGCUUGUUUCCCGGACCUCCUCACGCCUCCCUUUUCUGUAUUCCAGUUCGAUUUGUUGGAUCAGCAAAUCCUUCCCCUCUUUGUUUAUCCUAGUCUUUAAUCUUAAAAUAUUGUAACGUUAAAUUUUUACCUAUUAGUAAUCCAUUUGUCAUAUUCCCUUAUAGUAUUACAGCUGAAAACCACUUAAUUUCUAUCCAGCAUCAUUCUAACAUUCCUUAAUUUUACAAUAUUUCUGUAAAUAGUCUUUAAAUUUCUUCCAAUCUUCUUCCACCGACUCUUCUCCCUGGUCUCGGAUUCUGCCAGUCAUUUCCGCCAAUUCCAUGUAGUCCAUCACCUUCAUCUGCCAUUCUUCUAGAGUGGGUAAAUCUUGUGUCUUCCAAUACUUUGCAAUGAAUAUUCUUGCUGCUGUUGUGGCAUACAUAAAAAAAGUUCUGUCCUUCUUUGGCACCAAUUGGCCGACUAUGCCCAGGAGAAAGGCCUCUGGUUUCUUCAAGAAGGUAUAUUUAAAUACCUUUUUCAAUUCAUUAUAGCUCAUCUCCCAGAAAGCCUUAAUCCUUGGGCACGUCCACCAAAGGUGAAAGAAUGUACCUUCAGUUUCUUUACAUUUCCAACAUUUAUUAUCGGGCAAAUGAUAGAUUUUUGCAAGCUUGACUGGGGUCAUGUACCACCUGUAUACCAUUUUCAUAAUAUUCUCUCUUAAGGCAUUGCAUGCCGUAAACUUCAUACCUGUGGUCCAUAACUGUUCCCAGUCAGCCAUCAUUAUGUUAUGUCCGACAUCUUGUGCCCAUUUAAUCAUAGCAGAUUUCACUGUUUCAUCCUGAGUAUUCCAUUUCAACAGCAAGUUAUACAUCUUUGACAAAAUCUUAGUUUUGGGUUCUAACAGUUCUGUUUCUAAUUUUGAUUUUUCCACCUGGAAACCAAUUUUCUUGUCCGAAUUAUAUGCCUCCAUUAUCUGAUAAUAAUGAAGCCAAUCUCGCACUUUGUUUUUUAGUUUCUCAAAACUCUGCAAUUUCAGUCUAUCUCCGUCUUGUUCCAGAAUUUCCCAAUAUUUCGGCCACUUGGCCUCCAUAUUGAGCCUUUUCAGAGCUUUCGCUUCCAUCGGUGACAGCCACCUUGGCACAUGCUAGUCAUAGCUUCUGCCAGGUCCAUCGGCAGCUUCCAACCAUGGAUAUCUGCCGCUUUUAAGCCGCGGUCCUGCUCAGCAGGUACACUUACGUACUCGUUGCUCCACAGCAUCUCAUUGAUGGAUGAUGGCCUCCUUCCAUUUGCCACUUCGCCUCCAUGCGGAAGGAGACCACCAAGUACUGAAUAACACAGCUGUUGUCCACUGUGUCCUCUUCAAGCUUUUGCCUUGGGCUUUCUCCUUGGGUUGCUUUUGUAUAUCAACUGAGCUUCCAUGUGCUUUUGUGACAUCACAGGAUAUCUACAGCCAAUAGCAGCAGCUGGAGAGGCAUCAUCAUCAUGACCUCCUCAGGCCUCACAAUGGUGUGUGGAGCUCAGCAGCCAUUUCCCCGUUGCUUGUUUGCUGUGUACAGCUCACUCCUUAUCUGUAAUGACACCAGAGAAAGGCAUGCCAUGAAUCCACCUUCCCAUUUUGAUUCUCUGGUGCCCUAUCUGCAUAACCUGGCAACCCCAAAAUAUAGAUGCCCUUUUACUCUUGCAAGGUUGAAUGUAUUGCCCUCGGCUGUACUUGAGGGACGAUUCUACCAGAUUCCACACAAAAAACGCUUAUGUCCCUGUGGAGAUAACAGCACCGAAUCGGUGGUGCAUGCCCUUCUGGCUUGCACUCUUUAUAAAGACUUGAGGAAUGAGAUUAUCACCCCUCUUUUAUUGCCCAUUCCGGGUCGCCCAACCACUGCCACAGAUGAGCAGGUGACAGCAAAGGUUGCAGGGCUUUUAGCUGGGGCAAUCAGAAUAAGAUCCACUAUUUGACUGUGUUUUAUAUAAUCUGUGUUUUAUAUAAUCAACUUUUUAUUUCUGUUUUGUGUAUAUUGCAAUGUUCUUUUGUUGCUAUGGCCUAUGGCUGAUGCAAAUAAAGUAUCAUGCUUUAAUUUUAAGGAUGCCUGAUUGCAUGCGAGUGCAGCAUGUCAAGUAUGGAAAGUAAAACCGAUAUAUUUUGUUGUUUGAGGUAGAACAGAAAGUGGUUGAGUCCACCACUGCAGUAUCCCAAGGCCAGCAGAGCUAUUUUGCUACCCAAGCAGAUGAUCCUACGAUCAUAUCACCCUGGGAGUAAAAAUACAAUAAUAAUGAAGGGUGACAUCCAAUAUUGUGUGAUCUGGUUUGUUCUUGUGCAGCAGCCCCUCCCUCUUUCCUGGCUGUAGUCAUGCUCCUAAAAUCUAUUUUAGGGUGUUGGGAGGAGUCCUUCUGGAGCAGAUUUUGGGUACGUAUGUAGCUACAGGGAGAAGGAAAGCAGACAUCUGUAGUGCAAGCGGGCAGUCAUAAUCAGGUAGCAACCUAAUCAAUUAACUAACAAUCUGCUUGUUUUUCUUGUUGCCCAAAUUCAGCCACUUGAGAAACGUGCCAUACACUGCCAAACAGUAAGGCCGGUCCGGAAAGCAUGUUUUCCCCCUUGCCAUCAUAGAGAGAUAAGAGCCAAAAGAGCGUAGAUUACGCUCAUGAUCCAAUAGCAUGAGCUGACCAACUUUUAUGUGUUCCGUGGGCAUAGCAUUAUAUGAAUCGUGCGUGGUGUAGUGAAAUACAGUACUGGGAUGUUCAUCCCCAUUUCAACUGCUCUGAGAGGUGCUGCUUACCUACAGGAAGAGUACAAAGCACACUCCUGCAAGGCACACCAUGUGCACCAUGUGCCAUUAAUCUAGAUACCUUUUUUAUUCCUUUCUAUUGGCAGUAGGCGGCUAUCCAGGGCACCCUGCAUGCCUCCAGUUCCCACUGUUAUGGAACUAUCAGUGCAAGCAGAGUGACAGUGAAAAACUCUGGGCUUGUUGUACUUUUUUUUGGGGGGGGGGGAUAGCAACCACUAUGUAUUGCUUCUCAGCAAUCAAACCAAAUUAACAACAAAAAAAAUCUUGACUUGAAUAAUUUCAUGGGUUUCCUUUUUUCAGAUUAACUGUUAAAAUGGGAAAAGAAGUUAAUAACCCACCUUAAUUUAUGUUAUAUUUUCCAGGAAACAGAUCCAUCUUUAUGUGCAAGCUCUGUAACUUAUUUUCCCCGAACCAGUCACAACUGCUGUCUCAUGUCUCGGAGAAGCAUUCCGAAGAAGGGAUUAAGGUGGAUGACAUCGUUAUUCCUCUCAGACCUCUUACGACGCCAGCAAAUCUAAAUAAAAACGGAGAAGGUACGGCCAGAAGUCGGCAAGGAUGCAAAUAAUUAUUACCGCUGUUCUUUGAGUUAUGUUAAAUUUAUAAAAUUGCUUCAGCCUCAGAAACGACCAGAUCCUCUGCUUAAUUCAUGACAGCAGGAAAGUCUUUUGCUUAAUUCAUGAACGCUUCCAACUGCAGUGAUUAAAUGUCUCUGCAUAAGGCAUGGAAAGCUUUGAUGGUUUCAUGAGUCUGCCAGAGGAUUUGUUUGUUUCAUGAAUUAUAAUAUUUGCUUAAUGUCUGCAACUUCAUAUGUUGAGCUAUCCCCCUUCCUUUUCGUAAAAGAAAAGAAGCCUUAAUGAAGCAACUUCACAGACUCAGCUUUGUGUGCCUAUGUGCAUGAAACCUCACACAGCUGCACUAACUGUUCCGCACCCCUGUUCACGAACAAGUACCCCCCCAAUCCAUUACGUUUCAUUCACAUUCAUCCCACAAUCCCCCAACACCCAGUUAUCCUGCUUUCUCUCCCUACCCCAGGACUUUCCUUUUCCUGCCACCUCUUCCUUUCCCUUCUCUGGUGGCCCAGCCACAGAAAAUGUCCUUCGUGAUGCUGUUGCAGGUGCCACACUCCUUGCUGGAGACUACAAGCUCUCUGCCACAUAAUCACCUCUCCUUGUUCCCUUCACAGUUGCGGCUGAAGUUGUGGCAUCACAACCACAAAGAGAUCAGGUGGUUGGGAGGCCAGAUGCUGUGGUUUGGCAUCUUUCCAGAGGAUGCUCUAGCUCAGCGAUGGCCAGACUUGGCCCUCCAGCUUUUUUUUGGAACUACAAUUCCCAUCAUCCCUGACCACUGGUCCUGUUAGCUAGGGAUGAUGGGAGUUGCAGUCCAAAAACAGCUGGAGGGCCAGGUUUGGCCAUUGGUGCGUUUGCACCCCAUGGCUGAGUGUCACAUAUGAACCUGCCUGCCUGGUGGCCAGUUAUAGUAGCAGCUGGGUUGCUGAAUGCCAAGCAAAGCAAGAGAAGGAAUGGGAGGCUACCUUCUGCAGGUCUAGAAUUGUUUUUGUGUGUCCAGAUGAGAAGUCGGUGUCUCCAGACAAGACUUCAGCCCCCAUAAUGUGGGUGCCAUUAUAUCUGCUGCAAGCCUGCCAUUACAGGGAGAAAAACCAAACUUCCAUCUGGCAAGGAGACAGCACUGCAGCUGUAACGCGUAGCAUGGCUCACAAUGUGGCAUGAUGUCCUCCUGUGAACGUCACCACUAGAAAUAAACGGCAGCGACGUGGAGGCUUUCUUUGUGACGGUAGCUAUCGCAUUCAAGUGGCAGGAGUUGUGGCCAUGGCUCAUUUACUUGAUAACCGACACAUCUUUUUGAAAGCUGAAUGUGCCCAACUUUGUGCCUAACUACCAAUGAGAGGGAAAAUUCAGGCUUUUCUUUGGAAAGCCACCAAUGCAACAAAAAAUAAAUAAAACUGCAGUCAUUUGACGAGCUGAUUGCCUGAAUGUUAUGUUGGUAUUUGCAAAAAUUUUUUAAAAACCUCUCCCCGUGAUUCAUUUCAGAUAAUAGCUCUCUUUUUAUGCAAAGACAGAACAAGGACUAUUCAUAAUUUAUAAUGGAAAAUUAACACUGGGGCUAUUAAGCAAUUUUUUUAAAAAAAGUAAAAAUAAAACCAUGCAGCAAAGGUUGAACAACUUUGCUGAUGACAACGCCAACUCCACCACCGAAAUAGGGUGACAAUUUCAACUUCUCAUUUUUAAGAACAACAUUGCCCCUGAUGAUAAAGGAUUCCAGGCUCGACGUCAUUAUGAAGGCUUCCUAAGCCCAGUUUGGCAACUGGAUUUUACAAAAGUUACCAGCUAAGCCAUCUGUGGCCUAGAAAAAGAGGGAAGGACCCACAUUUGCAAAGCUGUUCUGCUCAGUCGUCCAGAGGCAGUUCUUUCUUGGCACAGACAAUCUGGGGUUUUUUGUUUUUUACACACCUGCAUUAUUGUAUAAAUGAUCGCAAGGCUCAGGGGUCAGUGUACUGGAAGAAGCAUCUGUUAUUGCUUAUUGUUGAUUUUGGGUGAUAUCCAAUGUUACUCAGACUCGGCGCCAACCCAUUUAGCUUAAUUUCUGUUAUUUCAGUGGUUGGACUCUGGGUGUGACUAACAAUGGAUAUCACCCUUUAAUUAUUUUAUAUUGCAUUUUUUAAAUAUUGUAUUGUUUAUAAGUCAGCCAGGAUGGCUAUAAUAAAUCAAAUUAAUAAAUUAGAAAUACCUCCCAGCACAUAUCUAGGACUUGAUGUAUAGAUUAAAUUCAGUUCUGUUGCUCACUGAAUUAGCUGGCUAUUUGUUUGCAUUUGUGGUAAUUGCAGAUAUGGUAAUGAUAGUAUGGACAAUAAUAUUUCUAAUUUUGUUACCCUUUUCGGGCAUUCUUUUUUAAAGGGAGUGGUGUCACUCUUCUGACCCCCACACAUUCAUUUGGGGUUUACAAGACAUGUAGGCUCUGUUCUGAUCUCCAGUGAACAUCCAACAGAUAGAGAUUGAGCGACUCCUCCAUGUCUUGGAUUAUUUCACUUGAGUUGUGAUCUCCCUGUAUGCCAAAAGCCAUUGUGUGAUGAGCCAAUCGUUUACUGCUUGAAAAUCUUACCUUCAAGAAGAAGAAGAAGAGUUUGGACUUGAUAUCCCGCCUUUCACUCCCCUUCAGGAGUCUCAAAGCGGCUAACAUUCUCCUUUCCCUUCCUCCCCCACAACAAACACUCUGUGAGGUGAGUGGGGCUGAGAGACUUCAGAGAAGUGUGACUGGCCCAAGGUCACCCAGCAGCUGCAUGUGGAGGAGCGGAGACGCGAACCCGGUUCACCAGAUUACGAGUCUACCGCUCUUAACCACUACACCACACUGGCUCUCAAGUGGUGAUGCAAACUUGCUUCCACAGUGUAUAAUUUGUUAUAUGAUGGAAGGUAAAGAGCAUGUGUAGUUUUUGCUAUGGAAUUUUAAUGUCUCGUCUUGAGCUACCUCCCCAACCAUGGCGGGGAAAUAAUCUCCAGAUCUUUCUGUGCGUUUUGUGAAGUCCUGCUCCUUGGGGUAUCAAGACUUUGUGCGACUGUCAUUCAUUAGAGUUAUUGUUUUUGAAGCGCUCAAAACUAUCAAGGGUUCUACGAAGAUAAAAUCAGCAGGCUUGCAAUCUAUUCCUAGAUGCAAAUCAGCUAGCUAAACGUUACACCUACAACCACCGUCUGAUAAGAGUGAUUUUGUGUUGUUGGGUGUUUUUUUUAAACUUUUUUAAAUGGCAGCUUUGCUUUUCCUUUUGUGUAUGUGUGAAUAGCAGUAUAGCUUGUUAUGACUGUACCCAGUAGGUCCAUUCCCUGCCCCCCUCCGACACUUUCCCCUAUGUAUUCUGAAUCUAUACCAAAUAAUUAAUGAAGCUCAGUGCUCUAAAAAUCCAAGCACAUGUUAGUCACAUCCCAAGGGAAUAAUGAAAAUGUAGGGUGUGUUUUUUCCAGCACGGUAGCCACGGUUUUGCUCUUCUGCAGCAACAGCAUUUAAUCCUCCCCCCCCCCUUUUCCCAAUGCAUGCCUGUUAAAGAAUUUACAAAAUUACAUAAUUAUUAGAUGGCACUUGGAUGAAAAAUUUGCAUUGGAGAAAGAACAGUAUAAAGAUUUUUCUCUUGACAUGGUUUAUUUCUCAAUUUCUUUUUGAAAUGUCAUCUCUCUGGAUAUUAGUCUAGGCAGAAUGUGUUUUCUCCACUUAUGCAUGGCUUUGAGUGGCAUUUGCUGGCCUCCCGAAGUCUAGAUGACAAAAGAGCCGGUUCUCCUCAGCCGACAGGCAGGCAGGUUUCAUAAUAGAUUAGAUGAGGGCAGUGCUCGCUCUUUUCCUAUACUAGGAAUGGGGAGGCUGAGGCCCUGGGGUCCAAUGUGGCCCUCCAGACCUUUCUGCUUGGACCUUGGAACUGUCCCCAGGCUGCACACCCCCAAUGGUCUUGCUUUGAACCUGUCCCCCCCCCCCAAUCUGGCUGGAAUGUGCCUGUGAACUGCUAAUGCCCCUUGACUGAAUGGAGAAGAGAGAGAAGGGGGCGUGGGAUAUGUGUAGAAACAAAUACACAGGGAGAUUUUUGGCUUUGGCCUUGCUGACCCCUGGCAUGUGACCUUCAAAAGGUGCCCAGAAAGGAUUUCAGCUGUCGGACUGUCAAGGUUUCUGCACCCCUGCCCUAAAAACCUACAUCUUCACAUCUCAAAUGGAAAAUGAGGGGACAGAGUUAAAUGGACUGAACAAAAGCAGUAAACUUUGGGGGGAAAUAUAACCCUGCCAUGGUCAGUCAAGGCAAGGUCUCCCUUUGGAGACUUGCUGCCCACUAUGAGACCCUAGAAAUAACUGCUUAGAGAAAUCCAGACCCAAAAACAAAUGUUUAGAUUUUAAUGUGCACAGCUUUAGAAUCGGAAGUUCCAGAGAGCUCCUUGUCUUAAUAUUUUUCUCUCAAGGGCUGUCACGAGGAAGAGGGAACAAGCUUGUUUUCUCCUGUUCUGGACAGUAGGACUCUGUUGGGUUGAAAUAAACGACAGACGAGUGACAAGUGUCAUAUGGGAGGCAUCUACCGAGCAUGUCUCGGAGAGUCCCUUUUAUUGAAUAUUACAGCAUUGCCACAUAUGUGCUUGUUGCUGAUUGGUUAACACAAAUACAAUGCAAGGACAUUAAUCAUCAAUAGAUUAAAGGUUGGGAAAGGGAACACAUGGUUAGACAGGUAUGAAAACCUCCUUAUUAAACUAUUACUAGUGAUUGAUAUUGCAUGACUUAAAAGAACAUAACCAUCGCGUUCCGUAGACGUGGUCAACCAUGCAUUAAGAACAGGUCAGGGUAUGAUGUUUCAUGAACUCAAUGUGAACUGAACAUUCUAGGGUGGAUGAGGACUCAUGUGCAGAAGCAGAACUUCCCAUCAUCUCCCCCUUCCUUUUUUUUUUUGCGAAAUGUUGCUUUGUGAUUUCAGGGUGGAUGGGACAAAAAUACUUCGGGAUACGUGGUUUGCCAGCGCAUGCCCGAAGUAAGUCUGCCCACAUCUCCCCUAUUAUUUACUGUUGGUGCUGCCACUUCGCAAAGUAGGCAGCAAUGAUUUUAUUAGGUGGCUGAGGAGGCUGUUGGCUUCCAGUUAUAAGAAAUGAGGUUCUGACUAAGCGUCAGGAUGAACUUUCUGACAUUAAGAGAUGUUCAACAGUGGAACAGACUCCCUCGGAAGGUGGAGGACUCUCCUUCCUUGGAGAUUUUUAAGCAGAGGUUGAAUGGCCAUCUGACAUGGAUGCUUCAGCUGAAAUUCCUGAUGAUCCUUGGACUAGAUAACCCUUGGGUCCCUUCCAGAUUAUAUGAUUCUGUGACUCCAGGGCUCAUUGGUGCUCCAGUCUUAGCUACCCUAUCCCCUUGUAAAGCUGCACCUCCUGCACAUAAAUGCAAUAUCACAAGGAAGAAACAUGGUAUCUUGGCUGCUGCUAGAAGCAGCAAGUGCUUGGGACACAGGGCAGCCCUUUGGGGUAUAAUCUUGGGACUUGGGCUGGCCGACCCCAUAAUCCAAACACCAAACCUGUAGUACAGGCUUCCUCAAACAUGGCCCUUCAGAUGUUUUGAGACUACAAUUCCCAUCAUCCCUGACCACUGGUCCUGCUAGCUAGGGAUCAUGGGAGUUGUAGGCCAAAAAAACAUCUGGAGGGCUGCGUUUGAGGAAGCCUGAUAUAUUAAAUCUUAGGAUACUCAAAUACAGGAACAGCCUUGAGGUUAGGCACUCAUUCUGAGCACAAUUCAAAGUGUUGGUGCUGACCUUUAAAGCCCUAAACGGCCUGGGUCCAGUAUAACUGAAGGAUCGUCUCCACCUCCAUCGUUCUGCCCGGACACUGAGGUCCAGCGCCGAGGGCCUUCUGGCGGUUCCCUCUCUGUGAGAAGCCAAGUUACAGGGAGCCAGGCAGAGGGCCUUCUCGGUAGUAGCGCCCGCCCUGUGGAACACCCUCCCACCAGAUGUCAAAGAGAAAAAUAACUACCAAACUUUUAGAAGACAUCUAAAGGCAGCCCUGUUUAGGGAAGCUUUUAAUGUUUAAAAGGUUAUUGUAUUUUAGUGUUAUGUUGGAAGCCGCCCACAGUGGCUACGGGACCCAGCCAGAUGGGCGGGGUAUAAAUAAUAAAUUAUUAUUAUUAUUAUUAUUACUCUUGGGACGAACUCGCCCAUUACCUGUUGAAAGAACAGCGUAGGUGCUCAUUAAGAGCCACGCACAGCUGUUUGACGACUUCUUAACAUUCCUCCCAACAGAGCUCCUCGUAGUGAAGAGGAAAAGAGGCAGGCCGAAAGGAUCGACCAAGAAAUUUUACGCUGAUGAAGAACUGACAGAAAGCAGCAACUGCGCUCCAAGCGAGGCUGCUCCAGUGGGACCCGAGGAAGGAGGGGAGUUGGCGGAAGUUCCGCCAGGCAACCUGGAAUGCCGGAAGUGCAACCGGAAAUUCUCUAAUUCCCGGCAGCUACGGAAGCAUAUCUGCAUUAUCGUCAAACCCGAAGAUUUGGAGGAGGAAGGUGAUGCAGGUAGAUGAGCUUUCUCUUGUCUUUUUCUGAAGGCAUGUGCUGUGAUCCACAGAAGAACAAUACGUCUGCAUGUGGGGAAAGCCGACAUACACAAAGUUGGUGUUUUCGUUUGCUAAGUCUACCGUUGUGGCUCCUGUUGCCAGCCAGGCAAGGUGCUGUUGAACGUUAAGGAUCAUUUAGGAUUGAUUGGGCCUCUGGGCAAAUUCAGGAGAACCAUGGUCUUACACAGUUUGGCUUGACAACUGUAGAGAGGUAUUGGAAGGUUACAGAAAGGAGCCGUAACACUCAAACUGUAUUUGAUGGAUGACUUUGAAGCACUUAGGCAGGGCAUACGCCUUGGUUCAAAGCAGAGUUAGAAGCUCAGAUAUAGAAGCUAGGCACCAAAUUGCUCCGUAAACCAGGGCUACAGUCACCAUUGGGGGGCCAGACAGCUCGGAAGUUGUAUUCUUCAAAUUUUUGGUUCCUGAAAUUCAUUCGGAUUGUGCAGAUAAAAGUAUAACUGAUAGAUUUCUACAGGAUGGGGUAUUAGUAUGUGAAAACUGUGAAGAUCCUCGGAUCCUCAGGCAUGCGCCUCCAGGCCUGGCGCCAUCCUGGCACCCAGGCAUCUUCAGUUUGUUUCAAGAGGCCGAUAGCCACGUGCAAAAUGCACCUGGUGAAUUUUGGUUCAAAGUAGGUACGUCACACCAUUUAUAUAGGUACCUUCUUGCAUUUGUGGGCUGUUUUCAUUUUUAGUUAAGCACCCACGUUGACUUUGUACUUGCAAGGUAAUUUUGAGUAUAUAUGGAAAUUUUCCACUAAAGCUGGUUGCCUAUGUUGCUUUCCCCAGAGAUUAAUUUAUAGGUAGCGUUGGGUAGUAUCUGGUGCUAUGAGAUCUAAAUAAAGCUGGCAGGACUUAAAAGGAGCUUUGGGGGGUAAUGUUCUUUGUUUUCUGCUUUAUUUUAUUGCUUAAGGAAGCCGUCUGGUUGCCUCAUUUGUGACAUGUGUCCCUUGUCUCCUCCACAUGUUAUUUUCAGCAGUACUAUUAUACUAUUCUAGCAUAAUGGGAUUAGUAAAUGCUUUUAAAUGUGAUCUUUAUGUACAUCACUGAAACUCACUGUCCUUGUCCCACAAGCUCAUUAAAACCAUAAAAUGUGAGCUUGAUAACAGUUUCUUACAUAGACUACUCAUGGUUUUUCCAGCUGAAAUUGGUUUCUGCUUUUAUAGAAGAAAACAACUUUUCUGUCUGCAGGUGAUGAGAAAAAUAAACCAGUCCAUGUCAUGCAGGAAAUUAAUUCUUGCCACUGCCCAAUGCCUUCUUUUUGAUACUGACAUAAAAUACGGCCUAGCUUGGGAUAGCCAAUGGGUUGGCCUCCAGAUGUUGGACUACAACUCCCAUCAUCUCUGACUGCUGGCCAUGCUGGUUGAUGGGAGUUGUAGUCCAUCAGCAUCUGGAGGCCAACCCAUUGGCUAUCCAUGCACUGGAUCUUUUGGACAAUGCCCAAGGGGCAUUUUCCAAGCUGUGAGAUGUUGGUUUGAUUGUAUUACGUUGUUAACAUUCUGCCUACCAACCUUUUUAAGGCUUCAGAUGCGUCUAAGCCUUUGGUGAGACAGUAUCUUCCCAAACUCAGCUAGAAAGGCCCACUGGGAACUGUCAAGAGCUUUGGCUUUCCAUGCCUCACUCCACCCCAAUCUGACCCAGAAGAGGCUCUGGUUUUCAUUGCCUUUUUCCCUGAGAGGGCUUCAGAUUCCAACAGAACAGGGUACUCUCCAGCUCAGGAGGAGAAAGAGAACUCCCUUGUAGAUGCCUAUCUAAGGCAACCCAUAUUAUCUGGUUCCAGGACCUGAAAAAUGGUUGGUUGACUGAUCAGGGUGAAGCUUAAAACCAACAGUGGUGUCCUAGGUGCCCUGUUUAUUAUGUCCACUUGGCCAGGAAUUAGAUCAAAUGGCCCACGUAACACCAAGCCACCGGUCAUCAUUGCACACCUGGUUCAAACGUUACAAAAAUAAUUGUUCCCUCUCCAUUUAUAUAUAUAUAUAUUGCGAAAAUGGCAACUGUCCUGCAGGGGAGUGGUAGUAAAGAUUUUAAACAAAACGAAACCCCAAACGCUCCAAUGAAGAGCAAGUUCAAAGUGUGCCAAUUAAAGCACCAAAACAUGCACUGCAGAUUCACCAGGGAGCCUCCUCCAAUUACGAAUGCACGACACACAGCGAAGGAACCAAUUAGGGACGCUGAACAGAAAAUAUUGAUGGCUUCAACAGUCUAGCUCGAAAUGCUGUUGAACAUACUGAUUCAUAUGUCAUUGACAGCUGCCUUCCUCAACAGUAGAGACGUGAACAUCCCAUAAAUGGGAGUCUAAAUUCAGAUGCAGCAUAGCAUUAAAUUACUUGUGCAUGCCACACUGGGAUUUAAAUCGCAUAGAUCUGGAUACAGGAGGUCAGUUUAUUAGUUUGCCAAAUCAAAGUGCCAGCUGUUCAAACUGAUUGCUUAAUGUUCCUUAGGAAUGCAGAACCAGGGUAAAGACUAUUCAUCUCAAUCAGGCUGUUGCGAGGGGGGAAAAAUUCUCAAAAAAACCCCCACAUUUGUUUUAGUCAUUCUAAGUCGAAUGGGCUUGCCGUUCAUCCACAAACAGCUUGUAAAUAUAGAUGGAAGGCAGAGGAGGAGAAAGCAAAAAGUCCAGAUUGUGAGGAACUGGGCAAUGCACCCACUAACAGGGCUUUUGUGGGGCUCCUUCCCCUGCAGCUGUCAUCUGGUAGGGUUGCUCAAGAACUUUGGCCAAAAGCGUCUUUUUUUAUUGUUGUUGUUGUUUAGUUGUUUAGUUGUAUCUGACUCUUCGUGACCCCAUGGACCAGAGCACGCCAGGCACUCCUGUCUUCCACUGCCUCCCACAGUUUGGUCAAACUCAUGCUGGUAGCUUCGAGAACACUAUCCAACCAUCUCGUCCUCUGUCAUCCCCUUCUCCUUGUGCCCUCCAUCUUUCCCAACAUCAGGGUCUUUUCCAGGGAGUCUUCACUUCUCCUGAGGUGGCCAAAGUCUUGGAGCCUCAGCUUCAGGAUCUGUCCUUCCAGUGAGCACUCAGGGCUGAUUUCCUUCAGAAUGGAGAGGUUUGAUCUUCAUGCAGUCCAUGGGACUCUCAAGAGUCUCCUGCAGCACCAUACUGUAUUUUUCGCACCAUAGGACGCACCGGACAAUAGGACGCACUUUGUUUUAGAGGGGGGAGAACAAGAAAAAAAAAUUCUCCCCCUCUCUGCCCAGCGCCCCUUCAGCGAAGUGGCAGGAGGCGCUGUGCAGAGAGGGGAGAACUUUCCCUCUUGUUUUCCCGCUCUAAAACAAGGUGCCGUUAAGGUGCGUUCAGGCGGCUACCUUGGAAGCCUGGAGAGCGAGAGGGGUCGGUGUGCACUGACCCUCUCGCUCUCCAGGCUUCAGGUUCCUUCGACCUGCUCUUUGGGACUGGCGGGGGGAAGCCCACCACCAGCCCCAAAGAGCAGUUCAGGGAGCAGCGGAGAGGCUCCUGCCAUAGCCGUGCGUCACCUCUCCAGCCGGGAGAGCGCGCGCGGGGCUAAAGAAGCCAUAGCCCCGCGACCCUCUCCUGGCUGGAGAGGUGACGCGCGGCUAUUGAGGCUCUUGCCAUAGCCACCCGUCACCUCUCCAGUCGGGAGAGCGCGCGCGGGGCUAAAGCAGCCCCCCGCGACCCUCUCCCGGCUGGAGAGGUGACGUGCGGCUAUGGCAGGAGCCUCUAUAGCCGCCCGUCACCUCUCCAGCCGGGAGAGCGCGUGCGGGGCUAAAGCAGCCCCCCGCGUCUUCGCUCCAUAGGACGCACACACAUUUUCCCUUCAUUUUUGAAGGGGAAAAAGUGCGUCCUAUGGAGCGAAAAAUACGGUAAUUCAAAAGCAUCAAUUCUUCGUCAUUUUCAUUAUGGCAACCCUAUCAUCUGGCCAUCAUAUACUGUACCCAGUACCCUCGUCUCUGCUCACGGUAUCGUUCACACUCUCCAACGGUAGUGAAGUUCUACUUCCUCCCCAUAGUGUUACCUAUGUUAACCCCAUUUCAAAUGCCAUUUCCCACCUUUGCAAGCAACCUCACUGUGCCCGUUCAGUUCUUGCACUGAAGCCCCCCCCCCCUCCUGGAUCGCAGGCUUCGAUUGCAAAGCUUUCUGAGGUCGCAAAAUUGUUCCCCGUCUGCUUCCUGAUUUUGGUAUUUUAGAGCUCCCUUUACCCCCAUGUCAAAGUGCACGAGGGACAGUAGCAAACAUUUUGCAGGCUGGUUCCUUUUACAAGAACAGAGUGGAGCACCCAGGGAAGCCGCUGAGGGUGAAACUUUGCCGCGCAAGAUGAGAAUCCACAUGUUCCUCCUUUUACCUUCUUUCCGAUGUUUGCUCUUUAGGUAAUGAUUCUGACGUUGACCUUGACAGGAGGGAAGAUGAGCGAGAAAGAACGCCAAAGAGGCAACGGCUUCAGAGAACCGAGAAGAGCCUUUCAGCGAAGGACGCAGACCAGCUCUCGGGAGCUAAGAAUCCUAUUAUAAGUGUAGUUCUGACAGCCCACGAAGCAAUUCCAGGUAACUGUUAACUGUUCCCUCCUAGAAACUUUUACUUCAGGAAGCCAUUAAAAUAAAAUGAACAGCUCCAAACAUUUGCAAUCUGAAGCAGACCUCAUAAUUCCCUUUAUCUCAUCAUAAAGAUUCACCCCCCCCCAUGUAGCUCUUAAAUUGUAGGCAUCUGCAUUGCUGCAAUUGCAGUUCAGAAUCUUGAGAAUCUCUAAUUUCAUUUCAUUUUAUUUUUCUUUCGGUUAUCAAGAUUGCAGAGGGGGACAAAUAUUGAAGACAUGGCAGAAUAGGUGAUUCACAUCAUGAUUUCAAUCAGCAAGGGGAAAAAACCUGGUUUAAAAUUAUUGAUUUCAAUCAAGUUUCCUGUUGAUACUUUAUAUGUUUCCUAAACAGUGGUGCAAAUUUGACCAUUUCCUUUGGCCCCUUGUCUUAAGGUAUUAGCUCACAUAAAUAUUUACAGUUUCUUUCUUUUUUUGUUUAAAGAUAUGUACUAUUAUUGCAUGCUGCCAUUUCUCUAAGGAGCUCCAAAGCUGUGUGUGAGUUUUUCACAAUGUUCUACUUGCAAAAGUGCACACACAUUUUUUGUUAACCAUGCAUAGCCCCAGAACUCAGCAGUCUGCAAAGAUUUUACAAGCUGACAUCUCAUUUCAAUCCUGAAUCAAGUACAGUCUUAAACUUUGACCAAAAGUCUUUUGGGAAGUAGAAGGGGGCAGGGAGAAAGGCCAGACAUCACCUGCUCUUUUCUCCAGCAACACAAGACACCAUUAGGCUUUUGAGAUGUAGAUAAACAAGUUCUUCCCUCCCCUUGUUUUGUACAGCGGUGGAUUUCAAGCUGUUGUUCUGAUGUUAGAUGUUCCAGAACAGUGGAAGCUGGAGAUUUUUGCAGGUUUUGUCAUGCACAGAUUAUUGCCUCUCUCUUUCUCUCUCACCCACAUUGAUUUCGCCGAUGCAUCUAUAGCAGUGGUUUUCAACCAGUGUGCUGUGGCACCCUGGGGUGCCUUGAAUGAUGGUCAGGGGUGCCAUGGGCAACAAUGACCUCUGUCCCUCUUUCCUUCCCUCCCUCCCUUCCUCUGAUGCCCUCUUGCACCUCUGCCUCCCAAAGAGAUCUGUCCUGAGAGAUCUGCAUUGGCUCCCAGUACGUUUCCGAGCACAAUUCAAAGUGUUGGUGCUGACCUUUAAAGCUCUAAACGGCCACAGUCCUGUAUACCUGAAGGAGCGUCUCCACCCCCAUCGUUCAGCCCGGACACUGAGAUCCAGCGCCAAGGGCCUUCUGGCGGUUCCCUCAUUGCAAGAAGUGAGGUUGCAGGGAACCAGACAGAGGGCCUUCUUGGUAGUGGCACCCACCCUGUGGAACGCCCUCCCUUCAGAUGUGAAGGAAAUAAGCAGCUAUCUUAUCUUUAAAAGACAUCUGAAGGCAGCCCUGUUUAGGGAAGUUUUUAGUAUUUAAUGCUGUAUUGUUUUAACACUUGACUGGGAGCUGCCCAGAGUGCCUGGGGACACUCAGCCAGAUGGGCGGGGUAUAAAUAAAUUAUUAUUAUUAUUGCACAGCUAUUGUUCCAGUAGCCCUGGCUACAAGCUCCCCAGGCAGAUGGUGUCUCCAGGGCUGUCCAGAGGGUGCUUCCCAGGCCCCUGUGGGGCAGUGUGAGGAGGCACCUCUCUUUGAGGCAGGGGGACGGAAAGCUCAGAGAACAGGGGCGGCAGCAGCGGCUGCCCAGAAAACUCCCAAGCAGAGGGGAGAAGAGAGGAACCCUCCACAAGGGAGGGUGUUUAAAUGGGGUGAGGGGCUGCUGACUCUGCAGGCAAGGGGUGACAUAACUGGGCUCCUGAGCCCCACAGGGGGGUCGCUGAAAGGAAGUAGUUGGUCAAGGGAGCUGGGGACCCAAAAAAGGUUGAAAACGUCUGAUCUAUGGAGAUGUUUAGGGCACUGUAACUUUUUUCUUUCCACAAACCCAUAAAGACAUUACUUAAAUAAUGCAAAAUUUCCCCAGAGAGUUUCACCAGACAGAAAAAGAGAGAUUUAUUUCAUAAGGUUUGCAGCUGGCAUAUAUAAGAUAAACUCAUGCAUGUCCCCUGCCCGCUUUGACUACAGUAGAUCAUCUGAAAUGCAGGUUCACAUUAUUUAAGCUGCAGGGAUUUUGUUAUGCCUUAACACUCGGUGUCAACCUUUCAUCUGAGCUGAAUACACUUCACAAUUGCCCCUUUCUUCUUCAGAUGUUCUGUAAUAAAAUCCUGAUAGAAGAUGCCAUGUAAGCUUUCGAUCCUCCUGGAAGAACAGUGAGAGGAAAGACAGAGCAUUAGUAGUCUCUCUUUUCUGGGGUAUUGAGAAGGGUGUCCUGAAAUGCUUGCAUAACUUUUAUAUUAGCUGCUCAAUCCGCUCGUUUUUCAGUGACACUCAGUAUCAGGUUGAGAGGCAUUCUUCACCUUUUUGGCAUGAGACUUGGGCCAAAUUCUUUUCAUCAGAUCUGACUGAUUGCAAUUUUCUAGUCGGAAGAGGUCAGACGCACAAACAGAGCAAUCCAGUAUUCCUAUUAUGCUGGACCAGGGAUAGUUUGCUGCUACUCCAGCAGAGUGGCUGCAACAUCCAACGUGUGCUCAGUCAUGGAGCGAAGCAGAAAAAACUCACAAGUAGAAAGCAUGAGAAACAGUGUAAAAAUUACUGAUGGAUCCACAGCACCCCUGGAAAUACUGUACAACUAUUAUGCGCCAAGCUGGGACCGUACUGGUCACGAUGCCCAAAUCCUGCAUUUAUACAGAGGGAGCCAUAAAACCCAUGCUGCAGACAUCACAAGAGUAGGGAAAUGCAGAGUUAGGGACUCUGCUCUUAUCUGAGGCUAAACCUUGGCAGGAGGAAGAAAGGAAUAAAGAAGCAUUUUGCUUUUCCCAGCUGCUGCAGCAGUUUUAAGGACAAAUAUGAGCGCAAUAAUUCCUUGCUAAUAUUUUCCUGCUUUUGAACAUAGACCAGGUGAUUAUACAUAAUAUUCAACAGGCAGUAUUUCUGUUUGGUGUAUGUAUUUAUCCUAGUCUUCCCUAACCCAGUGCCCUCUGGGUGUUGCUGGACUACAACUCCCAUCAACCCUGACCAUCAGUCAUACUGACUGGGGCGGUUAGGAGUUGAGGCCCAAAUAUCUGGAGUUGUGACCCAGAACAUCUGGAGGGCACUAAACUGGGGAAGCCUGCCUUAUUCUAUUGUGAGUGCGCACACGCGAGCGGACGCACACACACUUAAAAUCUCAGUGUGCAGGUGAUCUUUUUUAAAAACUGAAUUGUGUGUGUUUAUUUUGCUUGUAGGAGCUACAAUAAUAGUUCCAGUCGAGGCUGCUGCUACUCCUGAAACAGAACAGCCAGCAAACCCAGAGACAGCACCGCCAGACUCCUCUCAGCGAAGGGGCUACCAGGAAUAUGCCAUUCAGCAAACCCCUUACGAGCAACCGAUGAAAUCAAGCAGGUAACUUCCAUUUUCAAAACAAGUUCUGUUUCACUCCUUGCAGAAACACUGCAUAACCUUAAAGCGACCGAAGGGAACCAACCAGCUGAAGCCAGGCUUCCAGAAAGAUGAUCCUGGAGGGUAUAGAAAUUUAAUUAACACAUAAAUAUUGUCGAUUUCAUUACACAGUGUAAGUAUGCUUUUUUAAUAAAUGCAUCCAGUGGAAUUUGCUGCUUGCCUCGUAUUGGUCACGGGGUCCACAAGGCAUAGUUUUUCAGGUGAUUAGCAUGACUUAAGAUUGUAUGAGGACAGUAUCUGGUGAUGUAGCCCAACAGGUAGGGAACAAGGAAGAAAUGGGAGGGAGGGAGGGAGCAUGAGGCCAGAGGGGGACUACAGGGCGCAAGUCAGUUGCAGGGUGCUUGGGCCAGAUCCACCUGACCCAGGAAGGUUCAUACGGGACUUCUGGCCAAUCAGAAUGGGGAGCCAAUCAAGGGGGCAAAAACAUCCCCAAGUGCAGCCCCUUCCUCAGGUUUCUGUGUUGUCUAUGUCAAUUAUGAGAACCUAGAUCCAUCUGGUAGACCAGAUCCCUAUCUUCCCUACACCCACAGACCCAAGUCUGCCAGUUGGGCUGGGCCACCAACCUGUCAAUCACCUGAUGUCAUUAUGACAUCACACGAACCAUUUUUGCCCACACACUUUGAAAUCGACCUGUGCAGGCAAAGGGACAGCGCUGUGCAGGUCCUGACAGCCAGCUGUUGGUUCUGUGCAUGAGACUUUGCAGGUGCCACUGAUCGGCAAACCUCUUGUCAUUCCAGCUGUGUCUUUACCUGCCUCACACUUGACAAGACAGGUGGGCAUGGCUUGGUCAGAACAGCCUCAUUGGCCAAAUGGGGAGACCUGGCAAGUCAAAUUAGAGCUGGAUGUUCCCCACUUUUGGUCUAUGAGUAUCUCUUCCAUGUCAGGACCUUCUAAAUCCCCAUACUCUAAGAUAUAAUUAUGAUAGAGUGCUUGAUAUUUAUUGUAUUUUUGCUCUUUCCCCCCUUUUCUCUCCUCUUUCUGGUAUUUUUUCUUAUCUCUCUUCCUUAGAUUAGUUUGGUUUUUCUUGCAUUUCAUGCUGAAAACAUUGAAUAAAAAUUGAUUAAUAAAAUACAAUAAAUUCCCACAAUCUAAUCUGGCAGAGAGAUUUGUUGAGAAAUGUGCCCCCUCCUCUCCACUGGUGACAUGGGGCUGUCCAGAACUGAGGAUGCACUUUUAUGAAACAGAUUCUAGGGUUGUCAAGAGUUUGUUUAAUACCUCCAAGUUAGAAAAGAAAUAAAUGUUGAGCUCAACCUGAAAGUGACUGGCAGCCCUAUUGUUGGCUAGCUAGUUACUGAACAGCAGCAAAAGGCAUUUCUACCAACUUAUUUCUUGGAAUUGGCAAAGUACCAGGGUGGGGGAUCAAGUAAAACUGGGAGAAAAGUUGUCUCCUUCCCUUUCUGACCAACAGGAAGCAUAGAAGGGCAGAGAUAGGAGAAACAGUCAUCCACUCAGCCCCAACCAACCUGGUCUUGAAAGUUGGCCGACUUUGAAAUGCCUGCCUUAGCGGCGUAAGCGAUUUGUGUCUCAACCCCGUUUCUCUUUAGGUUGGGCGCAACCCAGCUGAAGAUCUUCACCUGCGAAUACUGCAACAAGGUGUUCAAGUUCAAGCACUCCCUCCAGGCCCACCUGAGGAUCCACACCAACGAGAAGCCUUACAAGUGCUCGUUCUGCAGCUACGCCAGCGCCAUCAAGGCCAACCUGAACGUCCACCUGCGGAAGCACACGGGGGAGAAGUUCGGCUGCGACUACUGCCCCUUCACCUGCCUGAGCAAAGGCCACCUCAAGGUGCACGUGGAGAGAGUCCACAAGAAGAUCAAGCAGCACUGCCGCUUCUGCAAGAAGAAGUACUCGGACGUCAAGAACCUGAUCAAGCAUAUCAAGGAAGCGCACGACUUGCAAGACAAGAAAGUGAAGGACGUCUUUGACGAGCUCCGGCUGAUGACCCGCGAAGGGAAGAGGCAGCUGCUGUACGACUGCCACAUCUGCGAGCGCAAGUUCAAGAACGAGCUGGACCGCGACAGGCACAUGGUGGUCCACGGGGACGAGAGGCCCUUCGCCUGCGAGCUGUGCGGCCACGGAGCCACCAAGUACCAAGCGCUCGAGCUUCACGUCCGAAAGCACCCGUUCGUCUACGUCUGCAGCGAGUGUUCGAAGAAGUUCGUCAGCUCCAUUAGGCUCCGCUCGCACAUCAAGGAAGCGCAUCGGGACUUGCAGGAGGCUUCCAUUUUUAACAGCUCCAUCAACCGGAGCUUUUGCCUCCUGGAACCAGGAGGGGACAUUCAGCAAGAAGCCCUUGGGGAGGAGUUGUCGCAGACCGCGGCUGAGCUCUCGCUUUUAAACUCGAAGGAGCUGUGUAUACCGAAGAAGUUGGGCAAAUCGAGUGCGGCGGAAGGAAGCCAGGAUGAGGACCCCGGUGGCAAUUUGGAAACUUUCCCUGCUCCUCCUGUAGAACCUGAUAGCUCUCCAGUUGCAAGCGGAACAGAUUCACAGUGCCAGCCUGCGGCAGAAUUAGCCUCGCCAGAUGCGUGCCCAAUUAGCGCUUCGGAUGACCUUCUGCAGAAAAGUGCUCCUUCGGCUUUGGAUGAAGCGGAGACCCUCCCUGGAAAGGACUUGUCUCCUGACCGUUCAUUAAAUUCGAAAGGCGAAGUAAUGCAGAUUUCUGGAGAUGGGAGCCCCAGUAUAAACCAGAACGAGCAAGUUCUGCAGUGUGCUCCUGUCCCUGAAGAAGAGGGCCAAACCCUCUGUCUAGGUGCUCAGGAAGCUGACAAGUCAGCUGCUGAAAAGGCAGACUCCCCCACGCCAAUGUCCCAUCCGGAAUCCAACACCGCCAUCAGCGAGAAUUCAGAUUCUUGCACAUUGCCUUCAGAGAAUCGGACCGGAGCUGCGGCCUUUAUGCAGAUUUUGGAUAGUUUGCAAAAACGGCAGAUGAAUACCGCCUUGUGUGAGAAGAUCAGGAAAGUCUACGGAGACUGGGAGUGUGAAUACUGUGGUGAGGAGUAUGCAGAGUCUGGGGGGUGGGGGAAUAAAAUAUACAAGGGAAUCCAGGCUUAUGUACUUCCUGGCUUACGUAGUUUUGUGGAAAGCUUUGGUGGGGUUGUUGUUUUUUUUACUUCCUGCUGAGAAAAACAAAACAAAAACCAAGUUCGCUUCUGUGUUAAUAGAUCAAUAGUUGUGAGCACUCUGGAGGUGCAAUGGGGCAGACUGUUCUCUUCCAGCAAGAGGGGCUAUGUGCCAGGUGUAAUAGCGGGGAAAGAGGCAGGCAGCAGAACUAGUGAGAGCAGUGAAGCUAAAAAGAGGUUUGACAAGCUAGAAAAGGAGCUGGAACAGGUCAGAGAAGGAAGGAUAAGGCAGGGCUAUAAACUGCACACCUGAAAGGAGAUUGCAGCACGGACAAUCAUUUUACAGAAAGAGAUGUAUGCAGUGGAAUGGGCAAGAACCAGUCAUGGUGGAAAGGGGCAGAGCAAGAUUAAGAGCCAGUAAAACUAUCUGAGUUUGGGGGGAUUCACUGAGCACAACAGAGGAGCAGUGGAUCUCAGGACCUCUCUUGUAUUUAUUUGCCCUAUGCCAGUUUAGUGGCCUUUCCAACUUAUGUCUUGACUAGCAGUAACUUAUCAGGCAAAGAACUUCCCUCGCCCUGAUACCUGUGCAUUUUGAUUUGACACCUUGGGUGUCUUCUUGUGGCGAACAGUUUAGGAAGCUGCUUAGGAAGUUGAGCCCUCAGCGAGUCUUAUUGUGUACAGUGGUACCUCAGGUUACAGACGCUUCAGGUUACAGGCGCUUCAGGUUACAGACUCUGCUAACCCAGAAAUAGUACCUCGGGUUAAGAAUCAUAGAAUCAUAGAAUCAUAGAGCUGGAAGAGACCACAAGGGCCAUCGAGUCCAACCCCCUGCCAAGCAGGAAACACCAUCAGAGCACUCACAUAUGGUUGUCAAGCCUCUGCUUAAAGACCUCCAAAGAAGGAGACUCCACCACACUCCUUGGCAGCAAAUUCCACUGUCGAACAGCUCUUACUGUCAGGAAGUACUUCCUAAUGUUUAGGUGGAAUCUUCUUUCUUGUAGUUUGGAUCCAUUGCUCCGUGUCCGCUUCUCUGGAGCAGCAGAAAGCAACCUUUCUCCCUCCUCUAUGUGACAUCCUUUUAUAUAUUUGAACAUGGCUAUCAUAUCACCCCUUAACCUCCUCUUCUCCAGGCUAAACAUGCCCAGCUCCCUUAGCCGUUCCUCAUAAGGCAUCGUUUCCAGGCCUUUGACCAUUUUGGUUGCCCUCCUCUGGACACUCCUCUGGACACUCCUCUGAAUUUUGCUUCAGGAUGAGAACAGAAAUCUUGCAGCGGUGGCACGGCGGCAGCAGGAGGCCCCAUUAGCUAAAGUGGUGCUUCAGGUUAAGAACAGUUUCAGGUUAAGAACGGACCUCCAGAACGAAUUAAGUUCUUAACCCGAGGUACCACUGUAUUAAAUUUAUAUACAGCUCUUCAUCUGAAGAUCUCAGGACAGUCCACAGCAGGAAAACAACCAAAUAGAACCACAAAGUACACAAUGAAAAUAAGAACAUAAGCAAGGCAAGCCAAAUAAUCCCCUUCCCGCAAUCUUGUGGGGUCAGGUUCACGUUCCUGGACCAUAGUAAGCCUCAAGAGUGUGUUAUGCUCAGAUCCUCCGUGUAGGAUUCCCAUGGACAUCUGGUAAGGUUCUGUGAGAACAAAGUGCUGGACUAGAUGAGUUUUUGACCUGACCUUACUAUGUUGAGACUUCACACAUUCUCAGCACGUGUUCUUCCACUAAGCUGGAUCAGCUUUAUUAUCCCUCCCACCCUGUCCUUCCUGUCAUUGUUUGCCUGUUCGUACAUAUCUACAUAAAGGUAGAUUAGGUCCAGUUGUGGCCGACUCUGGGGUUGCAGCGCUCAUCUUGCUUUAUUGGCCGAGGAAGCUGGUGUACAGCUUCCGGAUCAUGUGGCCAGCAUGACUAAGCUGCUUCUGGCAAACCAGAGCAGCGCAUGGAAACACUGUUUACCCUCCCGCCAGAGCAGUACCUGUUUAUCUACUUGCACUUUGACGUGCUUUCGAACUGCUAGCUUGGCAGGAGCAGGGACCGAGCAACGGGAGCUCACCCCAUCGUGGGGAUUCGAACUGCCGACCUUCUGAUCAGCAAAUCCUAGGCUCUGUGGUUUAACCCAUAGCGCCACCCACGUCCCACAUAUCUACAUACUCCAUCUUAUCCAGCAGAGGGCCUCUUCCACCCCCUUUCCCAGUUUGCCCUCAACUCUUAACACAUCUUGUGACGAGCCCACUGUACAGCUUUUGCACACUCGCUCUUGCCUUCGUUCCUGAGGCAGCCAGACCCUGUUUCAACGUCCCCUCCCACAGCCACUGCAGCAAAUUUCAGUCUCCUCUUGUGCGCUUCCCUAGGCAGUACUCUAGGGUCGCCAGUUCUGCUAAUAAAGUCUCCUGAUUCAAAUGCUUUCUGAAAAUUGCGUUUCAUAGGGGCCGCAUCCAUUAAGAGCAAUUCAAUUAGUGAAAUACCUUUCGGAAGGAUUUUUCAUCAGGGAUGCAAUUGGCAAAGGAUCGCACGUUAACUGUGCCCCGUUGAGGUUGAUCUCUUUUAGGAAAUAACAAUUAAAUGUGUGUCACGGGCAGCGUUCUGCCUACAUUAACUGGAUCAAAGGGAAUUUUAGCAUUUUUAUUAAAAGGUGAAAUCGUGGGCAUGAAAGAAUAUUGUUUACGCAGGUCCAGUGCAGGAAGUCCAGCUGUAUCAAUCACUUUCCCCCCGCUUGUGUUAGAUUCAGGCCCCUACCAAGUCAAGGAGAUGGAGGCUAGAUCCUGGAAGCAAGGGGAAGAAAGAGGGAAUGCAUUGAAAAAGCUUCCCUGCUCCUUUAUUAUCUUUAUUAUAGGAUUCAGGUCUUAUCACAUGCCCUGCUUUGGCCUGUUGCUAUUCAAAUGACUUAUUUGGUUGUACAAGACAUGUGUCUGAUGUUACCGGGUUUUUUAUUUGGCUAGAGCAGGGGUCGGCAAGGUUUAUCUUGCCUGUGCCGGAUCGGUCUCACGGAGAUCCCUCCGUGGGCUAGUUGGUGCAUGCGCGUGAGCGUGCGCGCCUGUAAUUCUUGGCGUCUGCACGUGCGCAGGCGUGAUUUCCAGUGCCGCGGAAGUGAGUCCCUGCGCUGCACCGGUUUAGCACAGCACACGAGUGGGCAGCGCAGUUCGGCAGCGGCUUGUGGGCCAGUCAAACGACCUCUGCAGGCUGCUUCCAGCCCAUGGACCUUAGGUUGCUGACCCCUGGGCUAGAGCUUGAUGGCCAUGCAUAGGCUACAUCCCAGCUUGAUGUUUCACUCACAAUCCCUGGACAAGUGACAUUGGCAAGUAGGAAGGGGCUAUGCCAAUAUGUAUGAAAAGAGAAAUUCUCUACCUGUGGAGUAAACUAUAAGAGACACAGCUUAACACAGUGUCUUUAUGUAAUUUAAUACAGAUUCUCAAACCUUUAUUGGCAUAUGUACAAGAUUCCAGUAGCAUUCAAUACAAAAAACAACAACACUCAUUAAAAAAAACACCAAGCCCUGCAUCUAACACUUAAUUUAGUGUUGUACAGCAUUCACAAAUUCUUAUUACAUGUUGCAAAAACCUGGCUACUAUCUUUAGCCCAUCCCCAUCCUGGGUAAACAUAAGGAAGGCUACCUUGUUUUCGUCUGAAUUCCAGUCCCUACAAGCAACCAACUGAUUAAUAAACUUAGGUCGAAUUGCCGAAUACCAGGGGCAGUACAAAAGGACAUGCCUGGCUGAUAAUCGAAUACAGAGCCCUUCCGGAUCAGGCCAAAGGCCCAUCUGGUCCAGCAUCCUGUUCUCACAGUGGCCAACGAGAUGCCUCUGUAAAUCCUUCAAACAGGACCUGAGCACAAGAACUUGCAGUUGCCAGCAGCUGGUACUCAGAAGCAUAUUGCCUCUAACAGUGGAGCUAGAACAUAGCCAUCUUGGCUAGCUGCCAUCAAAAGACUUAUCACCCAUGAAUUUUGUCCAAUGCUCUUUUAAAGCCAUCACAAGUUGACGGCCAUCAACAGAAAGUUGCACUACGUCUGGGUUCUGGUUUCAUCGUGGGCUCAAGUUCCUAACUAGCUUCUAAGUCGUUUAUCAUAAGCAUAAACUACUAUUUUACUUGAUCUGAGCUAAGUAGAGGCAAAAAUGAUGGUGCAUACUUUUUCCCGUGACAUGGGCACACUUCCUCAGCCAUUAGAUUCACGAAUUAACUUCAUGGCGCACCCUGUUUCAAAGCCUCAGGAUUUUGCAGCCAUUCGCAUUUGAACCAUCGGCCUCAUCACAAAACACAGAAGCCUGUCCCAAUUAUGAUUCCCGCCCCUCUCUGUUCUAAAAACCAUCACUGCUACUCGAGAUGGAGUCGGGAUUUGAGCCUCUGCUUCUCCUAACUUCAUCUAGCGUUUUGUUCAUUACGCAAGGCUUGAAUGGAACACUCUUGAAUGCAUCUAAUUGACUCUCUUUCAUGCUUUGAAUUGUUCUUCCCAGGCAAGUUGUUUUGGUACCAGGUGCAUUACGACAUGCACGUCCGCACUCACACGCGAGAGCACCUCUACUACUGCUCUCAGUGCAGCUACUCAUCCAUCACCAAAAACUGCCUUAAACGACACGUCAUCCAGAAGCACAGUAACAUUUUGCUGAAAUGUCCCACAGAAGACUGCGAUUAUUCCACCCCAGAUAAAUACAAACUCCAGGCCCAUCUGAAAGUGCACACGGAGUUGGUAAGUCUGAAUCCUGGGCAGUUUUUGUUUUCUUUUUUUAAAGGGAGAGAGUUUAUGUACAGGGAGAGAGUUUCAAUCCAUGAAAAUGACCCCAUUGUUUCCCACUGUACAUUUUUCCUUUUUCCAGAACGCAGGUACAUUGCUGAUGUUUCUCGGCUGCCUAGCUCUUUCCUGCUUAUUAUUGUACUGCCUUGUGUGUGAAACAAAACAUGUGUUUCUCUGUGGUUUGCACUGUCCAUGCAAAGCCCCAUUUUAGGCACGAGAAAGUCUGAAUUUUGAAAGGGUUGUUGCAUGCUAAAGAGGUAAAGAAUGUCCUUAGAACGUGGCAUUGUAUGGGCAGUGUUAUGUAUGUGCAACCCUUACAACGCCAAUUCCCCACCAAGGUAUUUAUGUACUCUGAGCAAUUAUGUAAGGGAAACAUGUUUGCAUUGGCUUGCUUUGCCAAGAAGUACAGUGGUACCUCAGGGACGCGGGUGGCGCUGUUGGUUAAACCACACAGCCUAGGACUUGCCAAUCAGAAGGUCGGCGGUUCGAAUCCCCGCGACGGGGUGAGCUCCCGUUGCUCGGUCCCUGUUCCUGCCAACCUAGCAGUUUGAAAGCUCAUCAGAGUGCAAGUAGAUAAAUAGGUACCGCUCCAGCGGGAAGGUAAACAGCAUUUCCGUGUGCUGCUCUGGUUCGCCAGAAGUGGCUUAGUCAUGCUGGCCACAUGACCCGGAAGCUGUACACCGGCUCCCUCGGCCAAUAAAGCGAGAUGAGGGCUGCAACCCCAGAUUUGUCUGCGACUGAAUCUAAUGGUCAGGGGUCCCUUUACCCUUUACCUUUAUGCAGAGCCUUAGAGACCUUAAUAUCAGCUAGCACUGUCAUGACUGUACGCCAUGGCACACUGCCUUUAGGCUUUCAGAUCCCUCCCUUUUGAGAGUCAAACUUAUAUUUUGGAGCUGGGGUGAACCCAGUUUGGGACUUUUUUAUUCUGCUUUAACUGCAGGCUUUAUGUUUUAUGAGCUGAAACUCAAGGCCUUGGAAUACAGGAGAUUAGAAAGUCAACAGUUAAGCCUCAUCAACUAGGGCCCUCAUGAUUCCACCUUCUGAGCAGCUUUGGGAAUUACAAUUUCAGAAGAGCAAGGGGAAAUUUUCUCAGUAUUCUUUUUUCUUUGCUUCCAGGCUGUGUUUGUGCAUUUUUCUUAAAAGCACGAGUUAAACGUGAUACACCUUAUGUUUUCAGAUCUCUUUUAUGCUGACAGAAGGUGGGCUGUGGGCCAAUAUCUCCAACAGUUAGAAUUUCUUAUUAGGGGGAAAAAAUAGGUGAAGAACAGAAUAGUUCACCUCCUACUCUGACUAACUGCUGUGGUUUCAGAAGCCGCAGGAUGGGUUUUCAGAAGGCAGCGAGGGACUCAAAGCCAAAGGAAGGGAUCCGUCUAUAAAUACACACCGUCUCAUUAGUAUCAUUUCACUUGAGCAAGAGGAAAAUUUUCCCUUUAAAUUUGUUUUUCAGAGAAAACCUGUGGUUGUUUUUAAGGUCAUUUUUCUUGACCUCUAUUUGCAACAUUUGAUUUCGCACAAGGUGCUAGGCCCCCCAUGAGUGUCCGUGUGCAUCAGAAAGUUACCCACAGCUUGUACGCGAUUUAAUAAUCUAGCACUUUGACUGAAAAUAGCAGGGAAGAUUUCUGCAACUGCCCCGAGGGAGAGGAGGGAGAGAAGACAGCCGCCAAACAUCUGUUACUAGGAAUGAUGGUUGCUGCCUUUUUCGCACCAGGUUUUCUCUUCUGCCUACCCUUAGGCCCUGCUGAAAAAGCAACAGUUGCGUUUAUGGCAGGGUCCGUCACACAUCAUUUUGGCCCUGCCAAAUCUAGUAUCUCGUGACAGCAAGGAGAUAUGGUAACAGGCUUUGUCUUUAAGGCCACAGGUUCCCCCACCCUUGUCUUAAAUGAGGACACAUUUUUAUGGUGUGAGUUUUUUUGUGACAAGUGCAUUAGAUGUAGCUGUUAAAGUUGUAGACCUUUGACUACAAAUGCUUAUGCUUCCAUCAGAUUGUUAAAGGAAUCCUUUGUCAUUGUCACCACAUUAGGCUAAGCACAGCUACUCUUCUAGGCAAGUUGUUCCUAGCCAUUGUGUCAGCGGGUGCCCACCCCCCCACCCCGUAAGGAGGAAGGAAGCGUUGCAUGUCUCCCUCUCCUCCUCCUCCUCCUCCUCCUCCUCUUCCUCUUCCUCUUCCUCUUCUUCAAUCACUCGUAGCCUAGUAAGAUUGUCUUCCAUAAACACGGCUUUAACAAUGAGUCUGUAAGUGACCGUGGAGGCCAAUUCUGGAUCCACACGUCCUUCCACAGUGGGGACAUUGGUUUCCAGGUGGGAGUUGAUCAUGGUGUGGAUUUGCCAAGCGUGCCUUCCUCUUAGCACGUUUCUCCCUUUCGUCCUGAGUUCGAGCGUCUUCAAAGCCCAUGACACCUUUGAUAAAGGCUGUGGUGAGAGCCAGUGUGGUGUAGUGGUUAAGAGCGGUAGUCUUGUAAUCUGGUGAACCGGGUUCGCUUCCCCACUCCUCCACAUGCAGCUGCUGGGUGACCUUGGGCCAGUCACACUUCUUUGAAGUCUCUCAGCCCCACUCACCUCACAGAGUGUUUGUUGUGGGGGAGGAAGGGAAAGGAGAAUGUUAGCCGCUUUGAGGCUCCUGAAGGGGAGUGAAAGGCGGGAUAUCAAAUCCAAACUCUUCUUCUUCUUCUUCUUCUGUUCUCCAAGUGGAGCACUCGCAGGCCAGUGUUUUCCCAGUUGUUGGUGUUUAUACUACAUUUUUUAAAGAUUUGCCUUGAGAGAGUCUUUAAACCUCUUUUGUUGACCACCAGAUUAUGCUUUCCAUUUUUAAGUUGGAAUAGAGUAGUUGCUUUGGAAGACAAUAACCAGGCAUCCACACAACAAGACCAGUCCAAUGAAGUUGAUAAGGAGGAAGGAAGCAUUGCAUGUGAUUUCCUGCCAACCCACCUGCUUUUGGCUGGCAUGAACCAUCAAGCUGUGGAUCCACUUUCAUAAGAAGUGUGUUGCUUUCCCUUGAAACGUAUAUAUUUAUAGGCCCUGGUCCAGAGAUGCUUUUUAAAGGCACCCUAGGGUUUUUUUCCCUUUUGAAGGCAAAUCGUUUGUACUCUAUCUCUCUGGGUGGGAAAUCAUAGUCCAGCUGCACACCAAGACCCCAGGUGUCAGGUAACAGAAAUUCUCCAUGGGGUCACUAUCUAACACAGUAUAAGUCUCAGAAUUGGAAUGGGGGAAAUGAUACAAGCUUUGAUGGACUUGCAUAUUGUGCCGGGGUUACAUUCCAGGGAUGGCGAGUGUAUGCAAAAAUGCGUAUAGUCAAUCCAUCCCCUUGAAACCGCCCCCACUUGAACGAUCUUACCUUUCGGAGCCAAUGUACUGAACAAGUCUUAACUCCACCCGCUUUACGGGGCUCUGGGAGGCUCUCACAAGAUUUUGAAGGACUGCCUAAGUUCCUGCAAGAUCUUGCCAGAGCCUGGUAAGCAAGGCAGAGAGAUUUCUCAAACUUGGGCCCCCAGCUCUUGUUGGACUACAACUCCCAUCAUCCCUGACCACUGGUUCUGCUAGCUAGGGAUGAUGAGAGCUUGAUUCCAAUUUGAGAAACAAUGCCUUAAAAACUCUUUCCGCUUCAGGGAAAACCUGGUGCCAAAAGAGCUUUCAAGCUCUCCACCUUCUGCAUGUUUAAUAUCAACCGCCUGAAGCUGAAAUAGCAAGUUGGACAGGUGUGAAUUGCAAGUCCACAGUAAUGCGUUUUUUUGAUUGACAGAGGGAUGAAAAAGACAGCCAAGAGAAUCAUGUCACAGUGAUUCUUGGAGUGUACCAUUCAGUCUGCAGGUCGAGGCAAGGAAUUAGUGUUUGGCUUAUCCACCCUACUGAAAAACUCUGUGCCCAAAGAUGACUGGCAUGCCAGGGAAAAUGUUCUCCCUGACAUGCCAGCUUGGUGGUGGCUUUGUUUGUUUUAAAUGUGAAAGGGCAUUCAAGCAUGAUGUUACUCUGCUUGCGGUCUGGAGUAGUACAGCUCAGCAAUACAUGCUCUCUGCCAUUCUCCUGAUAGCGUGUGUUUAGCUCCAAAGUCAGCUUCUGAUGGUCCAUUCCUUUGCUUUGAAAUUGCAAUGGGGGGAGGGAUGUCGAAAACAGGUGCUUGUGUGGGAAGAGGACCUGAAAGCACUUUUCAGCCUGAAGCUUAAGUGGGCUAUGUUUUAAAAUCGGUUCUUAAUGUGAAUGCAAGACCUGCUACAACUGCAGGGCAGAUGCGGUUUGUCUUCCAAUCCUUUCGUGCAUUAACAGAAUCUGUGACACACAGAGAAGUUCAAGUGUGCUUGUUUCACAGGGCAGGUGCAAGAGGUUGCACUGUUUGAGUCACUGCCACUCCCGUUCAUCAUUGUCCUCUUCCCGUUCACCCACCUAACUGCUGCCUCUGUUUGCCUUCCACAUCCUCCUUGGCUCACCCUAGGAAAGGACAAGGGGGUCUUUCUUCAGAGUGAGGCAUUCUGGCCGAGGUGCCUGAGACUACAAGAAUAGAUGGCGGCUAACAGAUUGAGGUUGAAUCCUGACAAGACAAGUUUUGGGGGGACAGGAGGUGGGCAGGUGUGGAGGACUCCCUGGUCCUGAAUGGGCUAACUGUGCCCCUGAAGAACCAGGUGCGCAGCCUGAGAGUCAUUUUGGACUCGCAGCUGUCCAUGGAGGUGCUGGUCAAUUCUGUGUCCAGGUCAGCUGUCUACCAGCUCCAUCUGGUAUGCAGGCUGAGACGCUACCUGCUCACAGACUGUCUUGCCAGAGUGGUGCAUGCUCUAGUUAUCGCCUGCUUCGACUACUGCAAUGCGCUUUACGAGGGGCUAUCUUUGAAGGUGACCCAGAAACUACAACUAAUCCAGAAUGCGGCAGCUAGAUUGGUGACUGGGAGCGGCCACCGAGACCACAUAACAUCGGUCUUGAAAGACCUGCACUGGCUCCCAGUACGUUUCCGAGCACAAUUCAAAGUGUUGGUGCUAACCUUUAAAGCCCUAAACGGCCUCGGUCCUGUAUACCUGAAGGAGUGUCUCCACUCCCAUCAUUCUGCCUAGACACUGAGGUCCAGUGCUGAGGGCCUUCUGGUGGUUCCCUCACUGCGAGAAGCUACAGGGAACCAGGCAGAGGGCCUUCUCGGUAGUGGCGCCUGCCCUGUGGAACGCCCUCCCACCAGAUGUCAAAGGAAAAAGCAACUACCAGACUUUUAGGAGACAUCUGAAGGCAGCCCUGUUUAGGGAAGCUUUUAAUAACUGAAGGACUAUUGUAUUUUAAUAUUUUGUUGGAAGCUGCCCAGAGUGGCUGGGGAAACCCAGCCAGAUGGGUGAGGUAUAAAUAAUAAAUGAUGAUGAUUAUUAUGAUGCUGAUGAUGAGAGAGGACCUCUGUUACCACUAUGGCUUUCCUGCAACACCUAAAGAGGCUCUAUAAACUUAAAAAAAGUUCUAAGUUGAAAGAGCAUUUCCAGAAGGUGUGAUGCAAAUGUUCUCCAAGCCACCUUGCCCAGAAUGCCUCCCUCUGAGGAAGGAUUUCUUGGCCCUUUCCUAGAGCAAGGCAGGAGAAGGCAGAAAUCCUUACGAAGUAGGGUGAGCAGCUGGGGACAAUAAGAGGGGGCUGGGAGGAGGUGGGGGGGUGUUGCCUGACAGUUCACUGUCCCCCAAACCUGCUGCCUGACACAAUUGUCUCUGCUUGGCUCAUGAAAGGGCCCAUCUUGUAAUGUUGCACAUGGAAGUGUUUUGAGAAGCAGAAAAAGCACAAAAGGCCGUAAGACUAUUAUUAAAAUUUGUAUGCCACCCUAUACCCAUAGAUCUCAGGGAGGUUCACAACAUAAAAUUACUGUGUGUGUGUGUGUGUGUGUGUGUGUGUGUGUGUAUAUAUAUCACAUAAUAAAACUCUUGUUUGCUUCCACAUUACAAGAGCUCUUAUUGACUUUCUGUCCCUUUCAUCGUGCAAGGAGGGAAAUGCAGUCAAAAGUGGGCCUAAUUAAUUGCCACUUUGCGACACAUCCCAAGGGUGAGGUAACACAUUGUGUGCAGCGCAAGGUGAAAUGUGUUGGCAGAAAUGUAUAGAAAGCCUUGAACAAACAUUUCCAGCACUCAGAUUAGUUUCCAGCAGCUUGACAUUACCAGGCUUCUCCGUUUCACACUUGUAAGUAACAAAGGGGACAAUAUUGCGAGCCAGUAGGGAAAUAAUUGUGGCAACGAGCGGGGAGAUGGGACUGGGAGUGCAAGAGAAGAAAACGGAGUUUUAAUGGAAUGUUUGACACCUCUGGGGGCUUUAAUAGCAGCUUGGAUCCCUGCCAACGUGAAUAAAUAGCUCUCACUGUUGUUCGUGCCUGGCCAUUGUGCUCUGACACUAAACAGAGGUGUAUUUUUGUGUGUUCAAAGGUUUCAUCUCCCAUUCUAAGUAGACAAGUACGUUCUCAAAUGUACUAAUAAGUGGUACAUUUGGGACACCAAAGUCGAGGUCAGCGCAAGGCAGGGAACCACCUGAGGCAGGAGGUUCUGCAUACGCAUCCUCCCCACACUUGCUUUUGCGCUAGCAAUCUUUCCUCAUCCACCUAUGUCGUUUUGAAGAGUGGGAUCCUUCCUCAGAACAAGGUAUUCCAGGAAAGGUGGCUCAAUGUCAUGGCCCUGUCAGGCAAGGAAUCCCCAGAGUGAGGAAUUAACUAUUGUCAAAAGCACGCUUGCAAGUUAUGGAAAGGCAGUUCCAUCAGUCCUACGUCUCCCAGCUACUCCUAGGUGUGCACCUGAUGAGGCAGUUGGCGCAGUAGGGAGGUCCCGCUGUGGACCUCGACUUGUGUAUCUCCCUUAACCGAGCUGCACACAAGCAAGCGAGGACUGUGCCUGUGUUUCACCUUCUGCUCCUCCCACUUCACCCCUCUUCUGGUCCUGGGAGACAAUGGAGCAGAAGAGGUGGAGGCAGGAGGAGGAGGAGGUGUGGAAGCCCUUGAUGCUACACUAGCCAGUCUCUGACAUCCAGGGGAGUGCAUGCACCACCACAUCAUUCUUUUUGAGUUUAGUUGAAACUUUAAACUUUUAAUGAACUGCUUUUAAAAGGAAGUUCUUGCCAGAAAGGCCAGAAAGCAGGAGGUUCAAGUUUCUUCCACCACCUGAGUUUGCCUAAUGGAAGUGCCUGCCCUGACUGAGGCGAUCAACCAACUGUUUCAGUUCUGUAAAGCAAGCAGAGGCUCAUAUUAUGGGGCAUUCCUUUCUAGAGAAGAGAACACAUUUCCCGCAAAUAGAAAACUCACGUGUCAAAGAACUAGCCUUUCAAAAAAUGUAGGUUCCUGCUUUGUGAACCUGACAUCUAACAUUCCCUGCAAAGUUGUGAUUUUCUGUGCAGGGAUAGAUCCUGUGUUAUACCCCCACCCCACCAAAAAACCAAAAUGUGUUGGACAACAAUGAAGAGUUUACUUUUUAAAGCUGGUUCCGAAUUAAUUCAAAUUCACCAGGUGAGCAUAUUUGCUGAUGCACAGUUGCGGCUGAUGGCGACUCUGCCACUGGAGUACUAUAGGGCUGUAAAAGGUAAAGGGACCCCUGACCAUUAGGUCCAGUCAUGACCGACUCCGGGGUUGCGGCGCUCAUCUUGCUUUAUUGGCCGAGGGAGCCGGCGUACAGCUUCCGGGUCAUGUGGCCAGCAUGACUAAGCCGCUUCUGGUGAACCAGAGCAGCGCACGGAAACGCCGUUUACCUUCACGCCAGAGUGGUACCUAUUUAUCUACUUGCACUUUGACAUGCUUUCGAACUGCUAGGUUGGCAGGAGCUGGGACUGAGCAACGGGCGCCCACUCCGUCGCAGGGAUUCGAACCGCCAACCUUCUGAUCGGCAAGUCCUAGGCUCUGUGGUUUAACCCACAGCGCCAUCCGCAUCCCUACUAUAGGGGUGUAUCUCUGUGUAAAGUUGUAUAAUGCAUUGUACCAUGACAGACAACUAUUCGAAGCCACCUUUCGUGUGAUUUGGGCUUGUCGUUGUUUCUCAGUCCCUCUGCCACCUGUGCCCUAAAGGAAGUAAUAAAGUUUGCCAAGUUGUUUUCGUUGGCAACACUCUGCUAUCAAUUGUCAGCAGCUGUGGCAGUCUAAAAGUAUGUUGCUUUUGUUCACGCCCUUCAGAAAGUCUUGAAAGACAUUUCCGAAAGGCGAAAUUCUGUAAAGCAGGCCAUAUACUGCUCUCUUCCUUGCCGAGGGAAAAGGCAAGUGCCAAGAAUGUGACAGGGAGUUAUUGGAAAGGGACCCCACCUGAGUCCUCGAGAAGCGGCUCUGUCACCACGUAUGACAAGGUCACUCUGAGAAGCCCCUGUUCUGCUUUGCAGGCUUUCUUUGGGAUUCCCUGCUUAUGACCUGGGCGGGCUCAGGGAGGCAGAAUCUCAGACCAAUAAAUUCAUAAGGUCCGGCUGGAAGAGUGACAGGGUUAACUCUGAAGGAUUAGCGUAGCAACAUGUUCUCUAGGCAGCAGUGGGAAUAUUCUGCAAAAAACCACCAAAUGACUGAUACUGCUGCUGCUAAGUUUUGGCUGGGAAUUCCCUGUGUGAGGUUGAGACAGGUAUAGUCUAAGGAUGCUGCCGUUGAGAAAAACAGCACAUGGGCACAUCUGAGGAAAAUAGUCAUUUUUUGGGGGGGGGGGGAGAGAUUGAACUGUGAAAAUGGUAGCAUUUAAACUAUUCUUUCUUUUUUUAAAAAAAACUGGAUGCCUUUUGGUUGAGCAUGCAGCCACAGAGGCAAGGAGAUGCCCUCCAGUGCAGGAAACAGUCCUGCAGAUAGGAAGGAAAUCAUGCACCCGACUCUCAAACCAGAGAGCUGCUCCAGAAGGACACCAUGUUUGUUUGAACAGCUAAAAAAUAAAUAAAUCAAGGCCCGUUCUCGUGUUGCCACCCUCCAGAUCUCUUGAGGAGGCCCACGAAGAAGGGCAUCAGAUGACGACAUAGCAUUUGAAAUAUUUUAACAUAGAAUUAUAACCACCACCCAUGUGGAGCUGUGCCACAAGCAGCCAUUCAAACAGAUGUGUGAAUUGAGCUUUUGUUCCGCCUUAACCGCUAGAAUGCUGCACUAGAUGCAACAGCACAGAUCACAGCUUAUAGAAUUCCUGUAGCUCAACAGGACAAGGCUGCCUGGUGUAUUGUUCUUGUUUUCCUUCUUCCUUUGGGGAAGCUAUUCUUGUGAUGGAAGCAUGGAACGCCUUGGUUUAGAAGCAAAUGAGGGAUGAACUAUCCCUGUCAAUCCGAACCUCACUAGGGACUUAUUCCAUGAUGGGGUGAUCUUAACACCGCCUACACCGAACCAUUCCCAAUCCUCGCUGCUGCAAAAACCCAAUAGGGGGCAUUACUUGCUGUGUGUGUAAUCCUGCUUUACACAGACGAGGGUUUGUGUGCAAAACACCAGCUGUGCGUUGUGGAAAGAACUACAAAUACAGAGACACUUUGACAAUGAUUGGCAGCCAGUCCAGAUUCUUUUUCGCUCGCCCAUGAUAAAGCUCAGCAACGACAGGCAAUGCAGUUUAAAUGAUGGUAGCAUCUUCUGCGUUCCCUUUGUGGACACAACUUGCAUCCUGUCACCUCUCUGCGAGGCCCGCACGUUUUUGUCUCUGUGCCUCGCUUGGCAUUUUGCUUUUCCAGGAAGCAGAUUUUGGCAUUUGCAGAAGUGCAGCAGCACGACGCUUCCAGCCUGUUAGGGUUCCCAAGGGCAAUCGCUGAGCUAACUCCAUAUGCUCAGAAUUGAGUUAGAGUCUCAAGCUCAUCAGCUUGGCUUCGGAAUUAUUAGCUCUGGAAUUAUAAUAUACUUCAGCUUCUGUGUAUUUUAUUUUCCGGUUCCUGAACCAUCCGGGCCCUGUUGUGCAUAUACGGUGUCUCUCUCUCUCUCUCACACACACACACAAAUAGAAAGAAUAGUCUUGGGACUUGGAAGCCAUUGCCAUUAGCUUCCUUUUGCUCUCUCAAAUGUCAUUGGAAUGAAAUGGCCCAGAACUCAAUUCCUUAGUAAAAAUUUCCCGAAAAAAGCCAUUUCACUGUAAUAGGCCCGUUGUGAGGGAGCUGUCAGCCCUCUGUGACUUAUCCACUUCCGAGAGACUCACAACAUCAGUGCCUUAGACAAGGCAAGAAUCCAAGGGUCUGCUAGAUUAAGUGGUGUCAACAGCAGCACUGUUGCGCUGAGGAAUGCCCAGCACGCAGGCCGAAGGUGACAUGCAAUCCAUCUUUAAGGACUGUCAACAGAUCUUCUCUGUUCACACCUGUACAUCAGGGGCACAAAAACCUCAGGCCUGGGACAAAAGGUGACCCUCAAGCCCCCAUCAUAAAGCAAUGGCACUUUCCCCAAAAAGGCAAAUUAAGACUUUUAUCUAAUUACCAGUGGGAAGUGCUUGCUGUCAAAAUAAGGCUAGGCACUUCCUUUAGAAACGGCAAAGGUUCCUGGAGCUGAUUCAACUGUUCUUGCCGCCAUUCAGUCCCGUGCAUGGCUACAGCUAUGCAAGAACAUCCUGCUUAAACCAAGGCUGCUUUCUCUUUUGCUUCGCAAAGGCACCGCGUUAACUGCCCAGAGCAGUGCCAGGACAGACACAUAGUCCCAGGGCGCAUGCAAAGUUCCAGCUGAAGUUUGAGCUUCUAAGUAACAGCAGACAAAGCCAGAGUAAAUAGGGCUAUUAUUAUUUUUUACCUGCCUGUUAAAAGCUUCCAAGGACAGGCUUGGGAAGAAAAGCCGUUAUCGGGGCCGCCGAGCUCCAUGCAAUCGUAGACGGAGCUUAGGAGCCAGACGGUCAAUAGUCCUGGUUAACUCUGCAUUACAGCAGGCCACCGGGGAAUCGGCUGAGAGGCCAUCAACAUGGGCUAAUGCAUCCCCUACCACUCUCUCGAAGCCAUUUGCCUCCAUUAAGUGGCGGGGGUGGACCACUCGAAUCGGUCCUACCUCCCUGCGGAGGGGAAGGAUCGCAGAGAAGUGUAGUUGUACCAGGAAGUGAUCUGACUGGCACUUCUUUUGUUCCACUCAAACUUAGUGUCAGAUCACUAAGGUAACCCCCAGAUCUAAGGCAUGUCCGUGGCUGUGUGUAAGGCCAGAUUUAUUCAGGGACAGCCCCAUGGGGGGGCAUGCUUUCAAGGAGCCCUGAGCAGCCCCUCAUAACGUUGUGUUGGCAUGGAUGUUAAAAUCACCCAGGACCACCAAACUAGGUGUCUCCAGGAGAACCUCUGGCAUGGCCUGAAGCAGCUCAGGCAGGGAAUGCUUGGUGCGGCUGGUACACCGAAAGGAAUCUUGUACUGCCCCUAUUGCCCACCUUCCAGAACACGCACUCCAAGAACUUUUUAUGAAUCACUGCACCCACACAACCUACGUCGCUGAUGGACAAGCAGCAGCAAGAACAAGCCCAGCUUCCAGGUCAAUUCCUCCACCUACAGUCAAGUCAUGGCAGUGGUCUUAUGACUCAUUGGCCUGCCAUUGCAUUGCUCUAGUAGUGCACCUGGAAGAAAUGUUUUAGCCCUGUCCUCACCCUGUUUCUACAACCUUGUGCAAAUUAAUUGAAACAAACAAUGUAGUUUAUUGUACAAAACUCACAUAUACAUGUACAAAACCCACAUAUACAUGUACAAAACUCACAUAUAUGUACAUUAGUAAUUGAUAUGACCUCUGCAAUUGUCAAGCAGCAUUUGAACACUGUUUGGCAUAGAGUAUACUAGUUUCGAACAGUGACUGUUGAUUUUUGGAUCCCUGUACCACAUUUGAAUCAGCGCCUGAAUGAGCUUCUCCAUAGUCGUACAGUCUACAGCAGGGAGGCGACUUUUGCAUAUAGCCAACAAAUUCUCAAUGGGAUUUACGUCCGGGGAAUUCCCUGGCCAAUCAAGUACCUGCAUUUGCUGCUCUGUCAUGAAUUUCUUCACCACUUUUGAUGUGUGACAGGGAGCUAGGUCCUUCGCAAUAUCCCAGUACUGUCAGGAUAUCUCUUUUCCAGCUCUGGAAUAACUCUCUUUUGUAGAACCUCAGUAUAUUGUGGCGAGCGCAUCAUUCCUUCUAUUGGCUGCAGGCUUCCAACACCAUAAUGAUCAACUGACUUUUCGUGUUUGUUUUGAGUACAGGAUUACGAGUAAGAUAGAAAACAUGCUUUGUUUCAAUUAAUUUGUACAAGGGUGUAUGUGCAGAGAAUGGUUUUUACUUUUAAGUAGAGAAGCAAUCAAAACCACAGAAAGUCAGCUCAGAAACCUGUGCAUGGGCAGGUUAUAAACCGAAUAAGCAAAAUGGGUCCACUCUACCAUGCUGAUCCCACCUCAUUUUUUCUGCCUACGUAGAUUGAAUCACAUAUGCAGCUUGUACGUGAGCUGGAGAGGUAGAUCAUGUUUACAGAGACAUACAGGCGUGCACGCUUCAAGUCAAAAGCUGUAAAUCAUUCUGAGAUAAACUAUUUUGUAACGAAGCCUAAUUUUCUGUAUUUCCUUUGGUGUACCUUAUCAUGAUAACUGCUCUUGCUCUUCAUAACGCCAGCUGAAAUUGGCAUCCAAGGAUUCCAGUUAUCACCUUGUUGGGAGCCAUAUAUUACUCAGCGAGUAAUGAGUUUAGCAAUCAGCUCAGCGAACUGAUAACAGACACUUUCCUCUUUCUCUCUCUCUCCCUUUUUCCCCCUUCAAAGGACAAAAAGAGUUAUUCCUGCCCUGUGUGCGAGAAAUCUUUUACCGAAGACCGACUUAUAAAAUCGCACAUAAAGACAAACCACCCAGGUAAGACGAGCCACAUUAAUGGUCUUAAAUGUAGCGUAAUAGUGGAGCUGUGCUCCAGACUAAGCAAUAGGUUUUAGCUGUGUUGUGUAUUCUGGUUAUCGUAUGUGGAAAACAGCGGUCCAGCCCUAUAGAGUCCUGAUACUACAGGUGGUCCCUUAGUCGGAGCAGCUCAUGGCUAGUAGUGCCUCGCCUCACCUUGCUUGCCUUAUUUUGAACUCUGCUUGGCUCUGGCUCUACACCCAAUGUGCAUGCUUUUGCCUUGCCUGCCUGGACCAUUCCCUUUGCUUCAGCAGCCGAAAACCAAAAGCAGAGCCCUGCUGAGGCCCAACGCUUGGCCAAUCCAGAGGUGAUAUUACCAACUCCUGUUCCCCUUUUAAUUCUGAAGAGAGUCCUGACCACACAAUUUGGAUUUGGCCCAUAAGGUUCUCAGCUCAGGCCCCAAGAUCCCUGGCAAUGACCCUGCAGGGUCAUCUCCAUUUGAGGUUUUUAAUAAUAAUAAUAAAAAAUUAUUUAUACCCCACCCUCCCCAGCUGAGACCGGGCUCAGGGCGGCUAACACCAAGUAUAAAACAAUUGAUUAAAAUACAACUUAAAAACAAGAUUGAAAUACAACAUUAAAAUGCAGCCUCAUUUCAGUAGAAAUUCAAAUCAAAAAACUUUUAGGGGAUGAAAACGUCAAAUCUUCACCAAGGCCAGCUAUCCAGACUGGUCCUACGUGGGCCAGAAAAAAGCCAGGGAAGUCCCCAAAUAGGAGUUCCAUCGCAUCAGAUCCUGCAGGGUCCUGGUCUCAUGAGACAGAGCGUUCCACCAGGCCAGAGCCAGUGUUGAAAAGGCCCUGGCUCUGGUUGAGUCUCAUCUAACUUCCUUAGGGCUCGGGACCUCUAGGGUGUUGCUAUUUAUGGACAUUAAGGUCCUCCGCGGGGCAUAGUGGGAGAGGUGGUCCCGUAGGUUAAGCAGAGGUUGGAUGGCCAUCUGUCAUGGAUGCUUUAGUUGAGAUUCCUACAUUGCACAGGGUUGGAGUAGAUGACCCUCGGGAUCCCUUCUAACUCUGCAAUAUACACUCAGCAUAUGCAUCUUUUUAAAAGGCAUGCAAUUAGCUUUAUUACACACUCUUGGGACUCAGCAACGUGGUCCCAUCACUUCAUUAUUUCUAGUUGAUUAUAGCCUCACAUCUGUAUUCUCAGGCCUUUUGGUGUUGUUAACGACCUGCCUGCUUGGGUAUUUUGGGCUCCUCCGGAAAUCCCAGGUGAAACCUUAAGCAAAUGUUAUGCGCCUCUCAGAGAGCAUCGAAGCUAAUAAAUGUUUGGUUAGCGAAGCUGCCCGGUUCGGGAUUGGCCUCCUGAGAGUGUUCCCUGCCAGAAAGGAGGAAAAAAACCACCCAUUUCUGCAGCAAUGGUGCAACCAGCCUCUUAAUUUGUCACAAAAAUAGCAAGUCACCAUGGAGGCAACUCAGCACACAAAAGCAAUGGCCAGUCCUUGAAAAAGCUGUAAAAUAAUGAAGCAGUUUCCUUAAGACUGCACAACCCCACUGGAAGGCUGGUGCGGAGAGAGGUAGGAAGAGAAGAGAAAACAAGGAAAAGGAAGCCUAUUGAAAGGAUGUGGCAAGGAGCAAUCUAAAUAUUAUGUUUUCUCAUUAUUGUCAUGAGUUUCCCGAAGGCUAAAGCUCCUCCCCCCCAUGUGAUUUUUUUCUCCACCUUCUCCAGAGGUUUCCAUGAACACCAUCUCCGAGAUUGUUGGCAGGAGAGUUCAGCUAAAAGGGCUGAUAGGAAAGCGAGCCGUGAAAUGCCCCUACUGCAAUUUUUACUUCAUGAAGAAUGGAUCAGACCUUCAGCGUCACAUCUGGGCCCAUCAAGGUAACUGCAAUGUAGCUGGCACUUAAUCUGUUUAAAAAUUGCGAUCACUUCCUGACACGCCGGUGCUCCGGUUAUGGCCCAGCUAGACGCAUGGAAUGCCAUCACACAAUUUACUAGCAGCUGUUUCGGGUGAGGGGUCUUUGAGGUUAGGGACCAUGUCAUGCAGCUGGUGUUUUCCCCAGAAGGGAAUGCGGUAGCUGGGGGGAAAGGUGUUAAUUCACAGCUGCUGUUCAUCAUGUUGCUGUUGUUGGCAUUCGUCUGUCUUGAGAGACAAUGGCGUGCUCCUCCGGAGAUGAAGUCAAACAGCUGUGUUAGCAGCACCAAAGCGACCUCCACAUGACAUAAGCCUGGGCAGCAUGUACAGAGUUCCUGGGCUGCCCAGAAGACAACACACACACACACACACACACACACCCUUCAGCCUCGCUGAUGUGGUCCAAAGGUAAGCAAAGCAAUAUGUUUGGCACAAGCUUGGCUGAUUGCAGAGAUACAUAAUUUUGGCGCUUGUUACCAAGCUGAUACAUACGAGAAUUUUCUAGGAAACUCAGGCCCUUCCAGACCUUCCAGUUCAUAGAGCAUCCAUCCCGAUUUGCUUGCAGACAGAUUACCGUACUUUCCCCUGAAUAAGACGAUAUUUCUUCCUUAGAAAUUAUAGGCAAAAUUUGCGGGUAGUCUUAUACACGGAAAGCAGAGGGGGGAUGGGCAAUUGGUGGCAGCAGCCAGCAGGAGAUUGGCAGUGGCGAUUGGGCGUGUGAUUGGUUGCUGUGGCAAGGCCUGCUGACAAUUGGCUGCGGCAAUUGGGCGGUCAAUUUACAUCAGGGGCGAGGUGUGUGUGCAGUUGGCUGUGGUUGAAUCAAGUGGGCAGGUGGGCUUGUGGCUGCGAGUGUGCAGGCGAUUGGUGGCCGUGGCGAUGCGUGCAGUUUGCAGUUGUGGGCAGGUGUUGAAACCCACCCACCCCCCAAAAAAGCUGAACAACUCUGGGCAAUCCCCUCCCCCAAAUUGUUUGUUACGGUCCCAAAAAAUAGGGGUCAUCUUACACGUGAGGGAGUGUUAUACACGGAAAAAUAUGGUAUGUUGGUUAUUUAACAAGUGUUCAUUCCGAUUUGCAGGGCAUGUUAGGGAGGUUAGAUGAUGAUGCAUCAAAGCAAGUGUCACUCCACGCUUCUCAGUGCAUUUUCUCCAUCACUUUGCUUAUCACAAAAAGUCCAGUCUUUGCUGGUUUGUUGCACAUGACUGCCUGAAUUUGCUGGUGCUUUUGAAUUGCACCUGAAAAUGCAAUGGUCUGGAAGUUCCCUGUGAGGCUCACAGUCCUGGUUCUUCACCCUGGAAGCCCAGUUCUGUGGGCAUUUGCGAAGAAUUGCUGCUUUCCCAGUACUUUCGUCAACAUCAGCUCGUUAAGCCUUCCACCUUUCGAACUGGUUCACACUUUGGGUUGCAGCCAGUGUUAUUCAUACUCAGAGAAGAUCCAUUGAAAUUGACGGACAUAACUUAGGGCCAUUAACUUCAGUAGGUAUAUUCUGAGCAGAAUGCAACCCAGAAUUUCUUAAUGCAAGGAACGGCAGCUGAAAAUGUGAACCGACUCUAUUUAAAAGUAUUGCACUUUGAGGAGGCAGCAGGUGGUUGCCAAUUAACCCGAGAUCUGUGAUGAUUCAGGCAUGCAAGUCGUCACUUGAUGUUGCAGUCAUCAGGUGAUGAACUUGCAUGCAUGAUCUGCCCCUCAGUCACCAUCCAGGGAAAAGUGCUUACUGUAGGUCAGUGUUUCCCAGACUUGGGACUCCAGUUGUUUUUGGACUACAGUCCCCAUCAUCCCUGACCACUGCUCCUGCUAGCUAGGGAUGAUGGGGGUUGUGUUAGUAUUUUCAUUCUCCAUUGCUGGAUCAUAUGUUCCUAUGUUUACUUUUCUGUACUGUUGCAUAUGGGAACAGAAGUCAGUCUGAGAUACUUCCGCUCUUUGUUCUCUGUCUCUCUUCUGAGGGAACUGUCUGUGUGAGAAGACGCAGCUCACCGCUCGUCAUGAUGCUUUUGUUUUCUUUGCUGUAAAUAAAGACACUUUAUUAUUAUUAUUAUUAUUUAUUUAUUUAUACCCCACCCAUCUUGCUGGGUUUCCCCAGCCACUCUGGGCGGCUUCCAACAAAACACUAAAAUACAAUAACCUAUUAAACAUUAAAAGCCUCCCUAAACAGGGCUGCCUUCAGGUGUCUUCUAAAAGUUUGGUAGUUAUUUUUCUCUUUGACAUCUGGUGGGAGGGCGUUCCACAGGGUGAGUGCCACUACCGAGAAGGCCCUCUGCCUGGUUCCCUGUAAUUUGGCUUCUCGCAGCGAGGGAACCGUCAGAAGGCCCUCGGCUCUGGACGUCAGUGUCCAGGCAGAACGAUGGGGGUGGAGACACUCCUUCAGGUAUACUGAGCUGAGGCCAUGUAGGGCUUUAAAGGUCAGCACCAACAUUUUGAAUUGUGCUCGGAUAUCCGACACAAUCUCACUUUCACUGAACUGCUAAUGCGUGCUCAACAUCUACGGAUGUGGGUCAAAAUGUUUUGCAGGACCGGCCCAGAGUAAUGCCCCGAUAGGUUGUAGACCAGAAACAGCUAGAGAACCAAGUUUGGAAAACACUGCUGAAGGCAGUGCAGAGAGCACCUUUGCAGCAUCACAGAUAUGGCAACAGGAGAGGGGUGCAACUUGUAAGAUUUGCAAUAUAAACACACUUAGCUAGAAUUAAGCCCCAUUGGCUGAUAAAAGAUUCUUCCAGGCGGUACAUUUAGCUACAGCACUGGCUGAAUAGGUUUUUAACAUACCAUAAACACCUUUGGUGAAUGCAGUGUGUUCACCAGGACAGUGGCAUCUGCUCUGACCAAUUUAGUUAAUGCUGUAAUUAAACAUCACUUGGAAGGAUAUUCCAUCUGAUGGUGUGUGUGUGUUUUUUUUUAAAAAAAGGAAAAAUAGGCUAGCACAGGCCCUGCUGGCAUAGGGCUUCUACAUUAAUUCCCACUGCUAACUUUAUUUAUUGCAUUUCUCAUUUAUAGCAUCUUUGACAUGAUAAAUGGCAAGCAGUAUAUUUCCACCUCACCCCCUUUGUUGCUCUAGUACUCCGAAAGCAGAGCUCUGACAUAAGUCAGCUUUUUGAAGUCUCCUGCUGCAUCUUCUAUUGGAGCUACCGCAAAGUCUAUGUAAAUCAGUUGUUUGUGGCUCAUCUAGUUCAAAGCUACCCGUUUUAGCGAUUUUCUGCCUCAGCAGAUAAGUCAAAAGUUAUUCCGUAAUUAAUAUUUCAAAUCCCUUUUGUUUUUGAAUUAGUGAAUCACAAGUUAGUCCACCGAGUAUUCCUGCCUGAUAAUAUCCAUGCACAAAAGGGUAAAUUAAAUUAUUACCGCCAUCCGUGCAAAGGCUGCUGUUUUCAAGCCUGGAUAUUCUCAAAGCUCCAGAAAUUAUUUCCGCAUAGAAAAGUAAAAUGCUAUGACCUAGCUGUGUUUGUGUGUGUACACAUAGUGCGGUCUCUCUGCCUCAUAUAUUCCACCAUAAUGCAGAAGAAAAAAACGGAAACUCUCCUGCUUCUUUGCAUCCGUCAUCCCUCUGUGCAUCCCCUCCUUUUUAUUGCAGCAGCAGCACCCCCUGCCCUUACUGCCUAGGAAUAGGGGAGACUUGCUUAUUGCAAUCCGCUAUAAUAAUGGGACGCGGGUGGCGCUGUGGGUUAAACCACAGAGCCUAGGACUUGCUGAUCAGAAGGUCGGCGGUUCAAAUCCUCGUGACGGGGUGAGCUCCCGUCGCUCGGUCCCUGUUUCUGCGCACCAAGCAGUUCGAAAGCAUGUCAAAGUGCAAGUAGAUAAAUAGGUACCGCUCCGGCAGGAAGGUAAACGGCAUUUCUGUGCGCUGCUCUGGUUCGCCAGAAGCAGCUUAGUCAUGCUGGCCACAUGACCCGGAAGCUGUACGCUGGCUCCCUCGGCCAAUAAAGUGAGAUGAGCGCCGCAACCCCAGUCGGCCACGACUGGACCUAAUGGUCAGGGGUCCCUUUACCUUUACUAACAUGAACUCAGGAUCCUUGUUCUCUACCAGGGAUUUUAGACAUUGAAGUAGUCCUAGAACAUUGCCUUCAAGUGGCCAUUCCUCGUAUCCCUGCAAAGUUUUUGACCGGUCAUCUCCAGGCAGCCCUUUCUUCAUUUCUGUUCUCUCUUUUUUUGCACAGGCAUCAAGCCAUUCAAAUGCUCCCUGUGCGAAUAUGCCACUCGCAGCAAGAGCAACCUGAAAGCUCACAUGAACCGCCACAGCACUGAGAAGACCCACCUGUGCGAUAUGUGCGGGAAGAAGUUCAAAUCCAAAGGCACCCUGAAGAGCCACAAGCUCCUCCACACCGCCGAUGGCAAGUAGCUCUCUAUCAGGGCUGAGACCACCCAAAGCCCUUCCGCAAUGGUUUGCAUCAUAUUGCUUGUUUGAAAUUGCAAGCUAGCAGCGACUCAGAGCAAUGCAGUGGUGCUUCAUGGAGUUAGGGUGGCUUGCAUAGAAAACCCUAUACAAACUUGCGCCGGGGGUGGGGGAGUUCUGCCCCACAGGGCUAAUUAGACCUGGCACGGGUUCAGAUUUGGCCUGCAAGGUUAUUUCCCCCAAGCCAUGCCCACCUGCCCCGCAGCUGAUGUGAUGUAUAACAUCAGGUGCAGGGCAAACAGAGUUGUGGCUGCCGAUGCACAACUGGAAGUCUUAAAGGGCGCUCCUGAUUUCCCAUUGGAAAUGGAGAGCAAGUGUGCUGGGUUCAGCUGCACUGCGGUCAUGGCACAGGAAACUCCACUGGGCUUAAGUUACCACUUAUUAGCAGAUAGGCAGCGACUCCAGGCCUGUCGGAUCAUGCAACCAAUCCUGAAGAAGGCGGUAAUUUCAAGGCUGCUUGUCAACUAAUAGCUGCUGGCUUCAACCUUCAGCUGAUCAGCGGGGCUUCAGAGCGCUUUGCCAAGACCCAGGUGGUGCUCUGAAGUCCUAACCAACAUCAUUUGAUGCCAAGUAAUUGACAAGUCGGUGGUAAGGGAGAUAAAGACCUGUGCUACGCCAUGCCACACAGAAGCCCUGUGCAUGGAGUGAAUCAAUUGGCUCCUUGAUAUCACAACCUGCCCAAUGACGCGUCUAAAAAAAACCCAAAACACCAAGGUGUUAAGAUUCCAUCUGCUCACACAUUGUUACCUCUCACCUUUGUUUCUUUUCCAACACUCUCUAAAGGUGCCUAAAUGCAAGCAGUGUGUUUUGCACCAAGUUUUAUUAUAUGCAUGAAGAAUAGUCAGAGUUGCAUUGCUAGAUUAGAUCAAAGAUUCACCUAGCACUUCCUGUCAACUAGCAAGCCACUUCUGUUCUUGGGAGGCUGUUUAUGCAAACUCAGCAGUCCCCUGUCCAACAUUUUUCUAUUCCUUCCUCUUGCCAAGAAUGGCACAUCAGUACAGAAUGAAUCUCUGUCCGAGUUUAUUGCUGUUCACAGUAACUAAUGAAACACAGAGCAUGACUUCUAAGUUCAAUUAGAUAGUGAACGUUCUAAACAUCAAGCCUUUUCCCUCCACCGUGUUUUAUGGGAACUGUCAGCCUUAUGCAUAAGCUUCUCUGGAAAUCCAUCAACAACUUAAAAUUUAGAGGAGAAAACUUGACAAGUUAGUAUAGAUUUGCCUUUUCAACUUGCACUUUGGGGUUCCCUUUUAAGUUUUUGACAGCUGUUGCUGAAAGGAUUUCAAACAGAAAUUCUCUGUCGUGGUAAUGAAGGAGGAGCUGGAGUAAAACAGACCUCUGUGCAGGUUUUAAUAUGCUCGCAUCAUACUGAGAGUCUUCCACAGUUUGCAAACAGCUGAGAGUUAAAGAGAGAAGGGCUACCGAUUUAGCUUCUAAAAAGAGGCACGACAGAUGCUUUAAAUGCUGUAAACUGUUCUGCAGUCCAGACUUGUAUAGCAUAAAGUCAAGCAAAUAAAUAAAUGAUGUGAAAUGUUAAAAGGGGCAUUCGGGAAGAAAAUUGCUUGAAGCACUUACGACAUGCUCAGGUUUAUUUAAAGUUUCUUUUAUGCCAUCAGGAUUCAAAGGCUGUUACUCCCUUGUGUUUGUUUGUUGUCCUACGAAUCUAAGGAGUCAAUACCAAUGUACAUAAACCAGGAAUUAUACAGUUUUUAAAGCCUCCGGCUUUACUUUUGAGUAUAUUGGGGCAAAGCUAGAUGUGGUGUAGGGCAUCUAUGAUCGAGAUCUCCUAUUGUCAAUUUUAAAAUGUUGUGAAGCUUAAAGAAGCCACAGGGAAGGGGUUAUGAGAAAGAGGGGGAUAACCUUUUCCACAGCACCAUUUGCCUAGCCUGAAUUCUCCACCACAUUUGGGGAUGGUAGUUUAGAUCAGGAAAAUGUUGUGGUGGAAGGAUUAAAACACCUCCUGACCUAUCACUGCUGCCCCAACUUGAUUUGCCACCCAUGAAAACCUACAGGAGAACUGACUCGUUGAUGUUCCCUUGUCACAUUUAAUUAACCUUUUAGACUGUCCAAAGACCUUUGAAACUGUGGACUUUAAGAGAGGCAAAAUCAUUCUAGUUUUGCCUUAGGUGGUGAUUCUCCUUCAGGACACUUCAUUCUCUCAAGUUCAUCCCCUCAAUAGAACACAUUCAAGUGAUUUCAGAGAUUGCCAUCUGAAGGCAACUGACCAAACAUGCAUCAAGAAGAUACGUAAAUGGAAACUCAACAUAACAGUGAAACCGUAUCACAAAGGCGGGUAAAUCACAGCUUCAGAAACAAAUAAAAGCAGCAUUAUAGAAACAGAAAUUCAGGAAUAGCAGGGUUAAAUCAUGAUGGUUGCUACUUCAUAUCUGUUUUCCUCUGUUUAAAUGAGACAAUGCAUUUGUAUCUGAAUUGGUUGGUUUUCUGUUUCAGGGAAACAGUUCAAGUGCACAGUGUGCGAUUAUACUGCCGCACAAAAGCCACAGCUGCUGAGGCACAUGGAGCAGCAUGCUUCGUUCAAGGUAAGGAGGUUGCUGCUGACUUGGCUGCGUGAACCGCUGUGCUGCCAAGCAGUUGUUGCGGGUGCAGCACAUGGCAGCGGUUGAGAUACUGCAGCAAACUAUGCCCAAGGUUAGAGGGUCCAGAUUUAGAUGUCCCUGGACCGGCAUGGGAAGCUGGAGCCAGAGAGAUCCUUAUAACUUCUGUCUUCUCCCCCCUCCCAUGGGCCAAGUUUGUCAGGUGGGGUUUCCCACCUCCAAAUCACCUGGCAUCGCGAUGACAUCUGGUGACCUGUUUUUGCCUGCACAGGUUGCAGUUAAACCAUACUGGCACAGGCAUGUCUAGAACUGUGUGGGGUGCUUUAAAGCCCUGAUAUUCAGCUGGUUAUCUAUUUCUCCUGAUUUGAUAGGUAUCUCUUCUGUACACUUCUCUCCCCUGCCUUUAGUCUUUAAGUUUUGUUUCACUUCCCUGCCCUUAAGCCUCAGAUCCUUGGGCUGAACUUUGACUCUCCUGUAGCUUUCGAAGCUGUGGCUCAAAACAACCUGUGCAUUGGGGAUAUUAAAACAAAAGGCCUGCUAUUUUACAACAGAAACAAACCCCCAAAGGCUAAGAAGCUACAUUCUAGGUGAUGAUGAUGCUUAUGCAUUUUAUCAUUGAUGUGUUUUAGCCCUCUUCAGGCAUUCAAAAGAACACAUCUUUUAAUGUAUCCAGGAUUGCAUAUUUAUGCAAUUUACUUUCUCCAUGCUUGCAUUUUUGGGAUUCGUCUUUCCUUCCGAUAUUUACAGAAAGAAUUCUAGCUAGCUACAGUUACAAUAUAAUAUGAUGCCAUCUGUAUUUUAUUGGUUUUGUGGAUGUCAGCAAGGCUAAGGUAAUUAUUUUCUUUUCAGUAAUUCUGUCUCGUGCUCUCAAGAUAUUAGACCAAUAUUAUUUCAGCGAAUGAACAUGUCCACCUUAAACAGAAACAUGCUGGCAUUUCUUGUGUGCAUCCCAGAAUAGAUGAUGAUAAAACACGGUCAUUUUGUAUAGUUUCUGAGGCAGAUAUUCCAUCUGGUCACCAUUCUGGCAUAUGUUUAAAAAGAUGCAAACGAAGAAUGCCUGGCCAAAAAUUCCAUGAACAAGGCGAAUUCUGAAGUCAUUUGAACCGAUUAUCAGCACCAAACUAUUUAAGUGGCUGGGACAUAAUGUACUGCAGUGGCUGAUGCAAGGCCGAGAGUGGAGGAUUGUGUUAGGCUGAGUAAGAUAAAACAAUAGAAAGUACGUUUCCGAGUACAAUUCAAAAUGUUGGUGCUAAUCUUUAAAGCCCUAAACGGCCUCAGCCCAAUAUACCUGAAGGAGCGUCUCCACCCCCAUCGUUCUGCUCCAACUCCGAGGGCCUUCUGGCGGUUCCCUAACUGCAAGAAGCUACAGGGAACCAGGCAGAGGGCCUUCUUGGUCGUGGCGCCUGCCCUGUGGAAUGCCCUCCCACCAGAUGUCAAGGAAAUAAGCAACUAUCUGACUUCUAGAAGACAUCUGAAAGCAGCCCUGUUUUUGAUGUUUGAUCUUUUAUCGUGUUUUUAAUGUUUGUCUUUUUAAUGUUCUGUUGGGAGCCACCCAGAGUGGCUGGGGAAACCCAACCAGAUGGGCGGGGUAUAAAUUAGUAGUAGUAGGCUGAAUGGUGCGCACAUAUAAAUGGCACUAGCCUAUCAACACCCUCCAGGCCUGUCUCUCAAGCCCUUGAGACUCUCCCCAAGCCACAGCCCUCACUACCCCUGGUGUAGGUCGCCCUCAAGUGCUUUUGUCUGCUAGAAUGGGUCCUUGGCCACAUACACAGCACCCUUCUAAAAAGCAGCGUUGUACCAACCAUGUCUUCCCCAAAAGAAUCCUGGGAACUGUAGUUUGUCAGGGUUGCCAAGAUUUGCUAAGAAACCCCUAUUCCCCUCGCAGAGACGCAACUCUCAGAGUUUCCCAGAAAGAAGAACUGGUUGUCAAGCAGCUCUUGCAGCUGUAGCUCUAGGAGGAAGAUGGGGGGGGGGGUCGGGUCUCUUUGCAACCCUCAGCACCCUUAAACUACAGCUCCCAGAAUUCCUUGCAGGGAGAGGAGCAAUGACUGUUAAAGUGGUAUGAUAGUGAUUUCAAUGUAUGUUGCUGCUGUGGCUCUGUGGUAGUGCUUUUGCUUGUCUGGAUGUGUGUGUGUGUGUUUGUGUGUGUGUGUGUGUGUGUGUACACACACACAUGCAGAAAGCUCUUACUUUAGUGUGAAUGGAACAUAGCCUACAGUUCAGAGAGUCAAAUAUAUUUCUCUGCCUAUUUGGCAUCUGUCCUCAGCAGUCACUGCAUGGUGUAGGAAAGGGUUCCAAAGCCCUCUUUUUAAAAUAUGGCCUUGAGCUAUCACAAGUGAUAAAUUGAACAACAGCGAUUAAAAUGUAUGCGUGGGCUUUGUGACACCAAGCAGGUACUUAACAAUCUCUCACUUCGUUCCGCGUGUGGUCUCUCCAUGACCUUCUUUGCAUUUCUGUAUUUAUUUAUGUGUUCACUACAUCUAUGUUCCUUUUCUCUUUUUACCAGCACCCUCAACGUCCUUAAAAAUGCAAUAUUAUAAAUAAUAAACGCAUGCUUAUAUUUUUUUAAAAAAAUUGCAUGAAACCCUCCCGCUUAAUUUUGGUUCGAGAAGCCUACCCUUCAGAAUGACAGUUGUUUUACAUUUCUCGGCAUAAAUAUCCUUAAAUAGAAUUUGGUGCCAUUUGAAGAAUGUUCAGAGGGAAAUGAAUAACAAAUGGUCAAAUGGUACAGAAAGAUAAAGAGGAUCGAUGGGCUCCUACUCAUUAAACUCAGUUGGGAAUUGCUUUCAACUUACCAUACAUAGUAAAGCAGGCAUAGGCAAACUCGGCCCUCUAGAUGUUUUGAGACUACAAUUCCCAUCAUCCCUGACCACUUGUCCUGUUAGCUAGUGAUGAUGGUAGUUGUAGUCCUAAAACUUCUGGAGGGCUGAGUUUGCCUAUGCCUAUAGUAAAGAAAUGGAAGCGAAGCAGAUGCAAAACAGUUGAUUUUUAAAGAUUCGCUGAUGGGGGGGUGGGAACAGUUCAAGUUGGCACUCGGCCUACUUAGGCUGUCCAGCUAGAUAGUAAACAGAGACACUUCCCAUGAGGAAGAUGGAUGAAGGAAGAUGGACUGGGUACCAGUUUUGUUAAAUGCUGCACUGAUCACCUUGAACAGAGGCACCUUAGCCUGCUUAGAGACUGUUGGGAAGCUACACGUUGAUUUUUUGCCUUGGUGCCACCACUUGUGCUAUGUCUCCAUAAUCCAUUCUUUGCCUGUACAUUUCUGAGCAGAGCUACUUUCACAACCCAUACCUUGGAAGACUCUGCUGUUUCUUCUUAAGCAUCCUUACCCAUCACAUGCUGCCCUUACCUUCUCAAGGCUUGAGGCAGGGAGUCUGGACCAAAGCAGUAUCUAUCGUUCCCCACUAAUUGGCUGCAUCGCUGGUUACAGUGCCUCUCCACAGGGAUGCCCUCAGGUACUAAGGUCCCAGUUACAAAAGAUGCCUUUCACCUAAGCACUCAGCAACCAGGGAAGGGUUGCAGAUGCAGCAGCUUCCAAGAAGCAUCUUCCAAACAGAGGUCAAGUGCAGAGAGUCAGUUGAGUCACCAACCAAAUCCAGAGAUAAGACCAGGAAACAGUCCAAGGUCAACAUCACAGGGAGUUCAACCAAGGCAACUUCUGCCACCAGGGACUAGAAGCCAUGGAGCUGUGUUGUUUCUCGCCAGUGGAAGACUUACAAGGGAGGUCUUAUAUACUCAGGCCUCCUAAACCACAUCCAAACCACAGCUGUUGCCAAUGAACAGGGACCACUUACUCACGAGUAGACCACCAACACCGGGUCUUGUAAAUGCAUACUGAGCCAUCGCUCUUUGGCCCUAAAAGUGUUUGGUUCCAGUGCUAUUGAGGGCUUAGGGGCUGCUUCACUUUCUCCUUGUGGUUCCAGAAGUUCAUUAUUGGGUAUCAACCCAGAGGUCCCCUCAAGGGAAUUCUCAGCAUUGGAUUCAAGGAGCCCUGCCAGCUCCUCAAGGUCCCCAACAUUUAGGUCAGGGCUAGGCAUGCCAUUACCUUGGUAUCUCAAGGUUCUCCAAAUGCUGGGUUUCCCAGUAACUUUGCAAGGUAAUUUGCACUGUAAAAGGUGUCUAAAGUUGGAUGGCGGCUAACAGAUUGAGGUUGAAUCCUGAUAAGACAGAAGUACUGUUCUUGGGGGACAGGAGGCGGGCAGGUGUGGAGGACUCCCUGGUCCUGAAUGGGGUAACUGUGCCCCUGAAGGACCAGGUGCGCAGGCUGGGAGUCAUUUUGGACUCGCAGCUGUCCAUGGAGGCACAGGUCAAAUCUGUGUCCAGGGCAGCUGUUUACCAGCUCCAUCUGGUAUGCAGGCUGAGACCCUAUCUGCCUGCGGACUGCCUCGCCAGAGUGGUGCAUGCUCUGGUUAUCUCCCGCUUGGCCUACUGCAAUGCGCUCUACGUGGGGCUACCUUUGAAGGUGACCCAGAAACUACAACUAAUCCAGAACGCAGCAGCUAGACUGGUGACUGGGAGCGGCCACCGAGACCACAUAACAUCCGUCUUAAAAGACUUACAUUGGCUCCCAAUACGUUUCCGAGCACAAUUCAAAGUGUUGGUGCUGACCUUUAAAGCCCUAAAUGGCCUCGGUCCUGUAUACCUGAAGGAGCGUCUCCACCCCCAUCGUUCUACCCGGACACUGAGGUCCAGCACCGAGGGCCUUCUGGUGGUUCCCUCGCUGUGAGAAGCCAAGUUACAGGGAACCAGGCAGAGGGCCUUCUCGGUAGUGGCGCCCUCCCUGUGGAACGCCCUCCCACCAGAUGUCAAAGAGAACAACUACCACCAGACUUUUAAAGACACCUGAAGGCAGCCCUGUUCAGGGAAGCUUUUAAUGUUUGAUGUAUUAGAGUAUUUUAAUAUUUUUUUUGGAAGCCGCCCAGAGUGGCUGGGGCAACCCAGUUAUAUGGGCAGGGUAUAAGUAAUAUGUUGUUGUUGUUAUCAUGCCUGAAUGAGGAGUUGGACCAGAACAUCCCACAUCCAAAACCAAAGCUGUAUCACACCAUAACAUUGCAAGUGGCUCUGUGAAUUGUUGUUGCUAAGGCAUCUAAGCUGGAAUACAAAAUCGGUCCAAAGAUAUUUUUUUUAUGACCUUUAGACCAUUUAAAGGUCACAGCAGUUUUUAUUGUUAAAUAGCCAAGCAGGCAACUAUGAUAUUUCAAUAAUAGGCAGUAUUGUGGCUGUAAGAAAUAGCCUUCUGAAGAUAUUGAUAGUUCCUUCCCACACACAUUUUGCAGGAUACGCACUGAAAGACAGAUUUUAUUGUCGCAGUGUUCUUUUUUCUCAGUCUUUUAACCCUUUUGUGCAUGUGAAAACUCCACAGAGCCAACUAUAUUUUUCUGAUAGGACUGCUGAGUCCUGACCACAUGCACAAGGAACUGUUUUCUGAUGUGGCCUAGUAAAGAGAAGCGAAUGAAACGCCUUCCUUACACCAAUUACCUUUCAGCCUCAAUUCCCCAUUGUUAAAAUGGGAAUAUGAACAACUGCUUCUCAGCAUUGUUGUGCACCCGAAACAUGUUUCAGGAAUGUUAAUGCCUUGUUAUGUUCAAUAUUCUAGUCAGGAAACCUAUUUACAUGGAUUUAUUUGAGGUCUCUAAAGGAAACUUUGUAGGACAUCUGUACUGAUUGAUUUUUGUGAAGUGAUUAAUUUUUUGUAAAGCACACGAUGCAAUUCUAACUGGACUAGCUCUGGAGACUGAGUGCCUUUGUUCGGUCAGGGGAAAAUAGUAUUUCUGAGCUUUCAUAGUUCCCAGACAAUGAUAUUUUUUUUGCAGUGGAAACCAGUAUACUGAUCGGUAAAUAGACCAUAUUGCAUUCUUCUCUUCCCAUUGUUGCUGACUUCUCCUCAGCAUUGCUAGGAAAGUCACUGAAAUAGUGCAGACCGAGUCUGGAGAAGAAAGUCUUGAGACCAAGAAACUGUACAAAAAUAGUGUAUAAUUGGAGGAGACAGGAACAGAGAGGUCUUCCUUACUUCAGGCCUUCAACCAAACAUACAGAGGAAACAGUCCACCAGCUAAUUAGAGGACAUGCUACCUCAGUGAAGAUCGCGCCACUGCUCUAGGGAGGGCCAGAGAAGAUGCAACCGGGGCGGCCAUGUUUGUUUACUCAUUUGCCUGUCCCAGUCACAUGCAAAACAGGGAUGGAGGGUGUUUGUCUUACAUUUUUUCAUCACGAGGGACGUGGAUAUAGGGAGCAGAAUGCCUGGAUGCUGAGCAGAUGCACUGUCCUUGCACCACACUCUUCUUGUGCACGAGGCUGAGGAAUUCCACUGAACGUCCAGUUGGGAUAAUUGCAAUUUAUAUGUGCAGAGUUGUGCACAACCUUUGCAUGUUCUUCCCCCACAUCAAUUUCUUUUGCUAGUCAUUUCUGAAUGAGGCAUCAGCUCUGUGUUCCUCGUGUCUGCCUGGAGAAGCAUGUCACUAAAUUAGUACAGGGCAUUAAUUUUAAUGCAGUGUAAUUUAUUGAGUAGCUGGAAAUUCUGCAGUUGUGGGUGGUUUUUUUGCAACUUCAGAGUGAGUGAUGCUACCUUGCUUUGCCAAUCCAUCUUUUUAUGGAGGAGACCAGGACUCAGCAGCCACGACACAUAAAUACUUCGCGGAGCUGUUCGGUGCCAAUGAAUUUCUGCCUUAUUGUGAAACUUUGCAAGGCAUAAAAAUGUAAUACAGUUGGAGAUAAGGCAUUUCUAAGGCAUUGGCUUGCAUGUGUUGCUCUAGAAGCGUUACCUAAUGGAACAAAUUAGCUAGCUAACGUACAUAUUGAGAUAGAUUUGAAUCUUGCUGUUUUUAAGCCAGAAGCGUAGGUCUUCUGUAAAGUUCUGAAGACAGGAAACAGAUACGGCUAAUUCAUUUCCUUUCUCCUUCUGCAGCCUUUCCGGUGUGCACACUGCCAUUAUUCCUGCAACAUAUCUGGUUCUCUGAAGAGACAUUACAACAGGAAGCAUCCCAACGAAGAGUAUGUUAAUGCUGGCUCUGGAGAGCUUGCCGCCGAAGCCCUUCUCCAGCAAGGUGACCUGUCUUAUUUUGAAACCGUCGCGCACAAAAAUUACUCCUUUGAAUUAAGACACAAUUAAAUUUCUUUUGCAGAGAGAGCUGAGUAUGCUGUGGCAGAAUGUUGUGGCAGGCUUAGCUUUUCAGUGGUGGACAGUGAUGGGAUUUUGUGUGUGUGUGUGUGUGCUUGUUUGUCUGUCUGUGUGUGUGUGUGUGUGUGUGUGUGUGUGGCACUGUCAUCACUUCCCUGAAAGAAAAAACCUGUAGCAAACCUUGUGUGCAAAUUGAAAAUCCACAUGAAUGAAAGCUGGAGGGAAGCCAACACCCUCUUGUGGAUCGGCCCAGGUUUAAAUUCCUACAGAACGCGUUCUUGGCUCUUUCUUAAUGGGAAUGAUGCCAUAGGCACUUUUAAAGGAAGAAAGCUGUUGCUGUAUUUGAGAAAAGGUUAUUUUUUCCCAGUUACGCUUUUUUUUUUUACAUUUUGAAAACUGGCUGUGCAGCUGUGAUCAGAGUUGGCACCUCCAAUCCUGAAUGUAUUUACCUGGGGUUGUAUUCAGUUGUGUCUCUCCUUGUCCAUCAGUCUCUGGCUCAGCAGAAGGCAUCUGUUACUAUAGAAUGGGGGGGAGGCCAUUUUCGCUGAUUCUCCCUUCCCUCUGCAGCUCUCCUCCCUCGCCCACCCUUCACCAGCUCAAGAGAGGCAGGGGACAUUUUGGAACAGUGCAGCGGACAGCAGGAGAAAGGGGAGAUCUGCAAAAAUCAGUCUGCACCCCACUUUCAUCCCGCAGAAGAAUCCCCUGGAUUCACUAGCUCUCUGUCCACAGAUGGACAUGGUAGGACACACCCCAUGGAACUUCUGUUGGUUUCUGCAGAAACAGCUUCACAGGAUGACACCUUUGAUUUGAUGAACUGCAUCUCAUGGAGCAAGCAAACCUAACAUUCUGCUCAUUGCUUCAGGGUAUUCUUCUCACUGCGGGGAACGGGAAGCUGACCUAGAGAUGAGCCUUUGGCCUGAUUCAGCAGGCCACCUUCUUGCAUUCUUAACCUAGCCAGUUCUUCUCUGCGUCACUUGUGAAACCGCCCUGUGGGUCAAAUCCUACUUGGUUAAAUGCUUAGCGUUCCUCCCGCAAAGCAUUCUUCUCUUGUACUUGGUUCCUGCAUACAUUUCUCAGUUUCAUUGCAUCAGCUCAGCUCACUUCCAAAUAACUAGCUGAGCAUCAGAGUAGGUGCCUGAGCAUUUUUCAAUCCUUCCUGCUUAUGUGAGUUUUUGUUGUUUUGAUAUUCACUAGAGCCUGGGAAGAUAAAAGAGGAAGCAGGGAGGGAGAGGAAUUCGAGAGGACUCUUUUCACUACUCCGGGCCCUAUCUAAUUAAAAACGGGUUUUGCCGAACAACAUAGUAUCUGGAUGCAACUGCAGGAGAUGUGCACACUGCACUCUUAAGGGACAUUUUGCUGCUGUGCAGUUGGAAAUCUGAUAGCCCAGUCCAGUAGCUUCUUAAGUAUGAAACAUAUUCAAGGAUUCAGGACAUUGAAAAGUGUGUAACACUACUGCAAGUGGGGAAUUAAAAGGAAGCCAAAUUUGAUUGCCUUUUGUUGGGAGAUGCUGAGCUGUUUGUGGAAGUUGACUCCCUUGUUUUAUUUUUGAUGGUUUCCAAGUGUUUAUCCCCAUAUUGAACGAAAAAAUGCAGAACUUUCCCCCUCCUUAAAAAGCAUCUUGCAGGGAUUUCAAAAUUCGCUUUUUUUUUUUUACAGUAGAAUAGAUGCCAGACUAACACAGCCGCUCUAGAUAAUGAAUAAAACAUCAUUCUCCCAAGCGUGACAUUUCAAAAAAGCAUUUCCAAAUUAUUCUUUUCUUCUUUCUUAGCUGUUUAAAAUAAAAUGUCUGCAAAGAAUUCACAUUUAUCGGAAGAGCUAACCCAUGUUCCAACAACACAGAAACAGUGACAGAAGCCAAAUGCAUUCAGAAUAAAUGCUGUCUGCCCUCCCCCUUCCAAUGUUGCAAAUAUGGGAACUGGAGGACAAAAGCAGGGGUCGGCAACCUAAGGCCCAUGGGCUGGAAGCAGCCCACGGAGGCCGUUUAACUGGCCCACGAGCCACCCUGAUCUGUGGCCCACGUGCCACCCUGAACUGAGCCACCUGUUUGGUGAGUUCCUGCGCGCUGUGCUAAACCAGCGUAGCGUGGGGACUCUCUUCUGUGGCUCCAGAAAACGCUUCUGCGCAUGCCCAGACGCCGAAAAUCGCUUCUGCACAAGCGCGAUUUCCAGCACCGCUGACAUGCGCAGACGCGAUUUCCGGCAUCGCACUGCGCCGGCCCAGCCCACGGAGGAUCUCCAUGGGAGUGAUCCUGCCCAUGCCCAGUAAGCCUUGCCAACCCCUGGACAAAAGCAUCGCAAUGAGUGCACCCAGAUGUUAGUUUCUUUGAGUCCUCCAAACCGCAGUGAAGAUUGAGGUCUGCGGUACCUUAGAAACAAAUGCAUUUGUUGCAGCAUGGACUUUGAAGGGGCGCUGUACAUCCAUUGAAAAGUACGUGCAUUGUAUUCCAAUGGCCCCAGAUCCAGUUCCGGUCAUCUGCUGCCUGAAACCUCGAGAGCCGCUGUCUGUCAUUGUAGACAGUACUGAGCUAAUGGACUGAUGGUCCGGCCUGGAAUAAGGCUGCUUCCUAUCUCUGUUGGCAUGUGAAUCAGGUGCAUGGGCAGCCAUGUUUGUUUUUCCAUGGACAAACGUAUUUGUGCAACAGCAGCCAAGAAUGCAAGUACAGUGGUACCUCUGGUUACGUACUUCAUUCUUUCUGGAGGUCUGUUCUUAACCUGAAACUGUUCUUAACCUGAAGCACCACUUUUGCUAAUGGGGCCUCCCGCUGCUUGCGCGCUGCUGCCACUUGAUUUCUGUUCUCAUCCUGAAGCAAAGUUCUUAACCCGAGGUACUAUUUCUGGGUUAGCGGAGUCUGUAACCUGAAACGUAUGUAACCUGAAGCGUCUGUGACCCGAAGUACCACUGUAUAGAAACAGGGCAAGCCAUACAUUUGAUGGAAUGGGGAGCAGUUUCCACUUCAUGAACCUUCACAACUUUGCAUUAGGAAAUGGGGGGGACGGGCUCUGCACAGGAAGCCAGGAACGUAUCUAUGCACGCUGGAUUUAUAGUUUCCCCCCUAUGAUACACAGAUGUGUAUCUAGUAGCCAGAUUAACUUGUUUUAGAAGUUAAAGAGAAAGGAAAUGUCAGGAGCUGGAGGCAAGCACAGGUCAGCAAUCAAAAGGGGGGGGGACCCCUCCGUGUUAGUGCAGUUAAAUCUUUAUUGUUGUUGUUUAGUCGUGUCCGACUCUUCGUGACCCCAUGGACCACAGCACGCCAGGCACUCCUGUCUUCCACUGCCUCCCGCAGUUUGGUCAAACUUCGAGAACACUGUCCCACCAUCUCGUCCUCUGUCGUCCCUUUCUCCUUGUGCCCUCCAUCUUUCCCAACAUCAGGGUCUUUUCCAGGGAGUCUUCUCUUCUCAUGAGGUGGCCAAAGUAUUGGAGCCUCAGCUUCACGAUCUGUCCUUCCAGUGAGCACUCAGGGCUGAUUUCCUUCAGAAUGGAGAGGUUUGAUCUUCAUGCAGUCCAUGGGACUCUCAAGAGUCUCCUCCAGCACCAGAAUUCAAAAGCAUCAAUUCUUCGGCAAUCAGCCUUCGUUAUGGUCCAGCUCUCACUUCCAUAAAUCUUUAUGCAAGAAACCAAAACAGCGCAGGCCCAGCAACCUCUCCCCAGUUGGUCUUGCUCCAAGAAGGCAUUUGCACGAACUGAAGGCCUCCGCCUUCCCACCACUUCCCAAGUCUCUUCCUCUCCCAAGUAUUUCCCAAGCAGUCGCAAAUUGCGUCUGUGCACAACCUGCCUCUGCUCUGCCCUCCUCACUUCUCUGCACAUUCUGUGAGACCAGGGGAGAGGUAGCUGGUCCCGGCAGGAGGGGGAGACUCCCUUACUUCUUCAGCAGCCUGCCUCUCUGUCUCCGGGCCUCCCUCCCAGCCUCCAUUUCUGCCUCUGAGUCUGAAUCGCCCUCUGCCACAGCCUCUUCCUGCUCACCAAACCCUGUCACCUCUUCUGCUUGCGACCCUUCCUCCUCCCAGUCUGCUCCCUCUGACCACUCAUCGCCAUUCCACCACCAACCCCCCUGGCUCUGAAUCUUCUUUCCCUGGGGAUUCCCUUGGGGGUUCCCCAGCUGGGUAGGGGCCCCCCAAUUCCUCUGCAUCCAGCCACUCCAUGACAGGAGACCACCUGAAUUGUAGAUAAAAUGAGCUAACAACAGGGCCUGGGCAUAUCCCUGCUAUCUCUAAAAUACCCUUCAAAGACAGCCAACCACAUGGCCUCCCUGUCGCCAAAAAGAAGGUACCGUGGCCAGAAUACAGGUUGUAAACUUCAGGCAGAUUUGCCCAGUGAAGCUAAACCUAUUAAUUAUUUUGUUGCUUAAACUUUCCUGCAUUUUUUAAAGACAAACUGUAAGGAUCUGGAGCUGUAACCAUUGAUAAGGAAAUAGCCCAGGGCAUGCAGUUGCAUGUAGAGUUCUAGUAAGAAAAGUACUUAAUGGAAGUGUUUUCCAGUAAGUUUCCCUAUGGGUGUCCUGAUGCUGUAGCUUAAACUCAAGGACUGUAAGAAGGAGGUUCACCGUGGGAAGCUGCAGAUAGGAAGCCUUCUAAAACGAGCGUUUUCCCAUACUAUCAGUAGCACAGAGAUCCUCGGGGGUUUUCUGGCUGCUUGUUAUCUGCGACUUCUUUUCAUUUUGUGACCCCUUAUUAAUGCAAUAUAGAAACUAAAUGUCACAUCCAAGCGACCAGUUAGUGCAUUAAUAGAGUGUGUGUGUGUGUGUGUCCAGGGGGAUGGUGGGGAGGCCAACAGUGGAAUUGCUCCUUUGGCAUUUCAGAAAUAUGAAAUACUCCCAAUAUGAUUUGACUACAUGCACGGGUGUCAAACGCAGAUAAGGUAUGUCAUUCAGUGACCUUUCCCCCUCUCUGUAUUGCCAAAAUAUUUAAUGAAUUGGAUGGAAAUUAAUUUUCUUUAGCUGCAGUGUCAAUUAGCUGUCGCACAGUUUUCUGCUACUGGCUCAACUGCAUGCUUCCAUUUGUUGUUCCUUAAUUAAAGUCGCAGUGACAAAGGUGCCCAUUUUAAUUAGCAGGGUGUUAUUGUUACAGUAAUUUUAAUUUAAAAGAAAUAGAGGAAGGUCUUGCGUCUAAUUGAGUUUUUAUUAAGAGGGUGAUAUGAAAUGAAUAUUUCAUUUCAGAUUUGGUAACUGAUGGUAUCUUUCUCCUAUCCUGUGCCAAAGGUACUUACUAGGGAGCCGUGCAAUGUUGCAUAUUAACACAUUUGACAGAGAAGCUAUUCCAGUUUAGCAUAAAAUCAAGCAGCCUGCAUUGUCUAAAGCGGUUAAAGAUAAUAAUAGGCAGGACUUAGGAAAUCCUUGAAGACUAAUAAAUGUCAGCAAAUGAACCUCACUUUAAUGAGGUUUUAUGAAAUGAAAUAGAGGAAAUUAUUCCAUUCCGCCACGUUGAUGAAGCCCCAUCUUGAAAGAGUUUGGCUUGGAGACGGAAAACGUUUGGUGCAAAGACAUUUCUGCAACUGAUAAACAAUGUGCCAGUGGCAAAUUCUCCAACGUACCGCUGCGAGAUUAGGGUGGCUUGCCACUGCACGAAAGCAUGUGGAGUUGGGAUGUAGAGACACCAUUUAUAUAUGCGAUAGUUACUUAGUUCACACAUAGACUGCCCCUCAUCCAAUCAGGAUCACAGGAAAGAUCAUAAGACGUGUCAUGGCAGCUCCCACAUGCUGAGCCAAUUCCACAGUCAGCCAGCGGAUAUAUCACUGGUGUGAUUAUUAGCCCUUAACUUUGGGGGACAGGAUAGCAGAGAAACAGAAAAGGCUCUUAUUUCUGAUAACUCUUUUUCAGUUUUGAGUAUUUUUCGGUAUGUUUCUUUCCCCCUCACCCCAUGCCCAGGGUCCUACAAAACAGCUCUGGAACUGUUUCCCAGGUUAAUAAUAAUAAUAAUAAUAAUAAUAAUAAUAAUAAAUUUUAUUUCUAUCCCGCCCUCCCCAGCCGAAGCCGGGCUCAGGGUGGCUAACAACAAUAAAACAGUACAACAUAAAAUAGUACACCUGCAUUGUUGAUCAGUGCUUGCUGCAAAUGACCAUUUCACUAUGCUGUUCUAGUAAGAUACCAUAAGAUUUUGUGGUUUAUUUAUUUAAAAAGGAGAGGUACCUUCGAAUAGGGAAGAAUGGAUCAGUGGCCACUGCUGCAUUUCUUUUUUCUUUUUAAAAUCUGCAUAAUAAUCAAAUGCCCAUUUCUAAAUGCAAUUAAUCCUAAAAUACACAUCGCAUGCACAUUUCAAGAUAUAAAGUUUUUUUAAAAACUGCAUUGCAAAAUUAGAAAAAAAAAUACAAAGUCUGAAUGGUUACUGUGCCCCCAAUCACUGUAGGUUGAGACGAGUGGGUCAGGUGUGUCCGUAUCAGAAUUCACAAAUAAGGAAUUCCUCAAGCAUCCAUAACUCAGGGCUAUGUUUUGUUCUGCUGCUCAGUGCAAAGUAACAUUUCCCACCAUGCUGUGCAUCCUCCCACCGUGAGAUUUCAGAGCAAGAUUUCAGGGCUUCUUCUGAAUCAGGAAAAAAAUAAUCAAGAAGCAAUUUAUUUAUUUUUUAAUAUAUCCAAAUGGCCAGAGAUUUUGAGCACGGAAAUAGGAAAUAGAUUAAAAACAGAUUCUUAACUCUGUGUGUAGUAGAUUCAUUUUUCGUGUUUCUAGUUAAAAAUUAGCAAAACAAUUUGCGUGUGUGUGUGCGCGCGCAUGCAGAAUUCACCUGAAAUACUCUGCUGCCGGAAAACAAAAAUCCAAAAGUAUUUUCAGCAUCAGUAGUAAAACAUAGUAGUUAUAUAACUGACAACGUGUUGCCGUUUAAUGGUGCGUAAAAUCUGCUUUGUGCAAAUUGGAAAGUAAUCAUCUAUUAAACUUGAUAAAGUUGCAACCUGGUAACCUGGCGUGCUGAUUUCUUACUGGCAUGCUUAUGCCUUAAUUUAUCAACAACGAGAGGCAAAGAUUGUGUUGAUGAAGUUCAUCUUGUUCUCCUCCCCCCCUUUCUUUUUUUCUUUUCCUUCAGGUGGCAUUAAGUGUCCAGUUUGCAACUUCGUGUAUGGUACAAAGUGGGAAUUCAACCGACACCUCAAGAACAAACAUAGACUCAGAUUGGUCGAGUAUGAUGGGGAGACAAAGUGGGAGGUAAAGACAAGCUGUGGCAGCUGGCCCUGAAAUCUCAAGCAUCUCUAGAAGGGUCAAGGUGGGGGAUGUAAUUGGAAUCAAAUGAGAAUACGACAACAUAAGCUGCCUUAUGAGAUGAAAAAAAUGCACUGCCUCUUGUGUAGGCAUGCAGAGAUGUAUGCUAUCUGGCAAAAGAAUCCUUUCCCCCCCCAUUGCCCUUUAAAGGUAAAGGUAAAGGACUCCUGACAGUUAAGUCCAGUCGUGAAGGACUCUGGGGUUGCGGCGCUCAUCUCACUUUACUGGCCAAGGGAGCUGACGUUUGUCCUCAGACAGUUUUUCCAGGUCACGUGGCCAGCAUGACUAAGCCGCUUCUGGCGAAACCAGAGCAGCGCAUGGAAACGCCGUUUACCUUCCCACCAGAGCGGUACCUAUUUAUCUACUUGCACUUGGACGUGCUUUCGAACUGCUAGGUUGGCAGGAGCUGGGACCAAGCAACGGGAGCUCACCCCGUCAUGGGGAUUCGAACCGCCGAUCUUCCGAUCGGCAAGCCCUAGACUCAGUGGAUAGGGCUGGUCCCUAUCAAAAGGAGGGCUUGCUGUUGGUUCUGAAUUCAAAUUCGGUGUCAGAUGCAAAUUCCACUUUCAUCAGGCAUCUUUGCAACCCCAGCCUGAAUUCAAGCCACAGCUGCAAAGGAGUGUGUUUAGAGUAUGGUUCUGAUUCUUGUUUUGAAAUUGAAUGGCCUGGUGUCAAAUGACACCAGGUGAUUGACAGGUGGGCAUCCCCUGUGUGCCCCCCCCCCAGUUUUGGAGUCUCUAAACUAUAUGUUUUUACUGAGUGUACUGAGUGGCUUACUAGGAUGGGAAAAGAAGCAAAAGGGAAGGUCAGAGAAAAUUUCUGAGUCUGCAGAGGGUUGAAAUUAACUGAUUUUAAUAAUUUCCCAAAAGCUCUGUAGAGUGUUAAAUUGCGACUUGGAUUCAAAUUAGGUUUAUUAGAUGGCCUUGAAGAAAGUGUUGUUUUUUAGCUGUGCUGUGCAAUCCUAUGCAUGUUUUCUCAGAAGUAAGUCCUACUGCUUUCCGUAGGACUUAACCCAGGAAAGCGUGCAUUGGAUCUCAGCCUUAGCUUCCCCAUUUGGAAAGUGGAUAAUUUAUUCAUCCCAAGCUACUGCGAAGAUAAAUAAGAUAAAGGUUUCAGAGUACAGUACGUAAGAAGUGUAAAUUAUGAAUUAAUGAUAAUUUGAAAAUUAGUUCCAACUAUUGAUGUGACUGUAAGAAUCGUGCAUGUAAUUUUCAGAAUGAAUGGACUUAAAACGGUGCUUCUUCGAUAGUUAGGUAAAGGUAAAGGGGCCUCUGACCAUUAGGUCCAGUCGCGGACAACUCUGGGGUUGCGGCGCUCAUCUCGCUUUAUUGGCCAAGGGAGCCGGCGUACAGCUUCCGUGUCAUGUGGCCAGCAGGACUAAGCCGCUUCUGGCGAACCAGAGCAGCGCACGGAAACGCCGUUUACCUUCCCACCGGAGCUGUACCUAUUUAUCUACUUGCACUUUGACGUGCUUUCGAACUGCUAGGUUGGCAGGAGCAGGGAGCGAGCAAUGGGAGCUCACCCUGUCGUGGGGAUUCGAACCACCAACCUUCUGAUUGGCAAGCCCUAGACUCUGUGGUUUAGACCACAGCGCCACCCGCAUCCCUUGCUGAUAGUUACAUACUGCAGUAGCUGUUUGGCAUCUUUGUGAUGUGUGCCAGCUAAUUCCCUUUGAUCACUUUUUGCAGCCCAAAGCAGAAAUUCCUGAAGAAACACAGUAUCUCCAUAUCACGGAAGCCGAAGAUAUGCAAGGAACUCAGGCCGCAGUUGCUGCUCUACAGGACCUGCGAUAUACCUCGGAGAAUGGUAAACCAUUCUCUUUAAGGAGAAACAAAUGUUUCGCAAAAGCAGUGUAUAAAUGCUGAGCGUUCAAAACAAGUCCCUGUACAUUAGCGCAGUAAUCCUUGCAUGGUAAUAAUUAUUAUUAUUUAUACCCCGUCCAUCUGGCUGGGUUUCCUCAGCCACUGUGGGCGGCUUCCAGAAAAAUAUUAAAAUACAGUAAUUCAUGAAAUAUUAAAAGCUUCCCUAAAGGUAGUACGAGUUGCAAAUGUAGGUCUCAGAGUAACAACAAGAGUAGCUAACCUAGAGCCACCCAGAGAGAUUCAUGGUCAAGAUGGCAUUUGAAGUGGUACUUGCUGCUCCAGAAUUACACCAACAUUACGUUGUCAAAAAAAGUGGCUUCACUAGGGAGCGUAUUGUUUUGUUUUAUCAAAGUUGCCAAGUCCGGAGCGACUCUGGGAAAGAAACGCAUAUUGGCUGCAACCUGAUGCCACCAGCACAGCUUCUUCCCAAAUCCUGCAAAGACUUGAAGCAGUUGGGGACAGCACAGAGGCGGGUUGCUUCUGUUCUAACAUUGAAAAGAAACUAGCAGAGCAGUCUGAACCCCACUAAUGCCUGGUGAAGAGGGUAAGGUGGGGUUGGGGGGGCAGACAAAAGCUCGCUUCAGGCGAUGUCAGCCUAUAGCUGCCAGGUUUGGGCCCGAUGCCGUCAGGUGACAGCAGUGCAGCCCGUUCAGUUGGAUCUGACAACUUACUGAGGUCACCAAAGGUAAAUGGAACACCUUGGUACCUUGGAGACUGACCAGUUUAUCAGGGCGUACGGUCUUAUUCCUCCAAAGCAAACUCAGUGCCACCAGCGGGGCUUGCUUCUAAGCAUGGUGAGGGGAAAAGACAGGAUUCUGUAAGGAACUAGGGAAGAAUGUGAAGAGGGAUUUGAACGAGGGGUGAACAGGGGAAGUUCUCACUGCAGUGGCAUGGCGGAAUGUGCAGGAAACAUAAGCAAAAGGAGAUGAGUUUGAACAGAAGCAAAGAUUGGCAAGUUUGUGUUGCUGUUAACGGUUCUCAUAUUGACAUUCUCUCCGAUUAGGGGGACGACUUGACCCCACGGCUGUGAACAUCCUGCAACAGAUCAUAGAGCUGGGCUCGGAGCCCCACGACGCAGCUGCUGUCGCCUCUGUCGUUGCCAUGGCCCCAGGAACUGUUACUGUCGUGAAACAGGUCAAAUCAUUUUCCUUUCCUGUGUGUGUGUGUGUGUGUGUGUGUGCAUUAGACAGAAGGAGUGGUACUUCUGGCUGUUGUUGUAUGCAAAUAAACAGUUAAUAUUUCUAAGCUAUUUGAGACCACAUUUGUUUAGCUAGACAGCUCAAUACUGGGCCGUCCUUGCAGCACCACCUUGAACCACAUUUGUUUCUGGAUUUGGCAUUACGGAAUGUGUGAAUUCUCUGCCUAAAACCGAAUGUAAUCAACUUCAUUAUUCCUGUAUAUAAAGUUUUGGGGGAAGUAAAGGGCUGGUUUUGAUAGAUGACAUCAAAAUACUUAUUGCAAGCCUAUUAUGUUAAUGCAUUGAGCAACUGGCAGCUCGUGUGAGCAUGCAAUCUUUUCCCGGGACGGUUCCAGGUCAGGAUGGAGGCAUUCGCUGCAUUCAAAGUCCUUGCAUGUUGCAGGUGGGGGAAAGCUUGGAGCAUCAUUCUUCCACACACAUUUUGGCAUUCUACGAACAGGAGUGAUUUUGACACAGGGGCCGCACUCUCAAACCUUCAAUCCCCCACAAGAAAACUGAGGUGAUUGCAGUCUCAUGAAGCCAUGUGCCAUUUGCCUCCUGGCUUGCUUGGUUCAGAGUAGCUACGUUUCUUCCAGAGAUAGGUUUCCACAUUGUGGCGAAAGUGGCUGUUUAAAUUGGCCUCUAGGCAAGAGAGUUGAGAAAAUUGACCUGCAUUCUGUUCCACUUCUGAGCUUCAUCAUGUAAUGAGGUAGCAAUCUGCAAGCUAUUGGAAGCAGUGAGGUUGCAGAGGUUCUGCUGGGAACUUAUUUGAUCUGUAGGAUUUUGUUAGAGUCAGGAAGAAAAAAAAAUGGCUUUCUAAUGGAGGUAUGAAUCUUCCUUCUCACCCUCUUUUUAUAAUGAGGGCUUUCAUUAUUCAUAAAGAACCUUAAGAUCGUGGUUUGCUCAUAAAAACACAUUUCAAUAAAAUUGUAUGUUUUCAGAUACUUGCAUAAGGCAUUGAGUCCUUGUUAUGUACUGUUAGCUUUUAUUCUAUGUAGGCACCCUGCGAGAUAAAUUCUUGUGCUAAUUUCUGAAUGACUUCCUUUGUAGCUUUUGUUUUGAAUCUUUGUGUUGGUGACAUUAUGCUAAUCAUUUUUGUGUUAAAAAGGGGGGGGGAAUAGAAGCAUAUGAUAAAGCAAAUAUAUUUAUAUAUGCAGAAGAUCAAGAGUGGGAGGGAUUCAUAUUCCAGGGAGUCCUUAUCAAAUGUUGAGAAGCUAGACUAGUAUAAAGCUCAAGGAUUGCUGAAAGGCCUGAGCCAUAAUCCUGUGGCACCUCAGAGCUACGGAGUAGUGUGAUCUCUCUCCCCCCCCCCCCAGCCCCUUUGGUUUCAGUCCAACUGCUGAGCAACAAGCAUUGCUUCUGUGACAGAUGAAAAUGUUGUUGUUGUUUAGUCGUUUAGUCGUGUCCGACUCUUCGUGACCCCCUGGACCAGAGCACACCAGGCACUUCUGUCUUCCACUGCCUCCUGCAGUUUGGUCAAACUCAUGCUGGUAGCUUUGAAGACACUGUCCAACCAUCUCAUCCUCUGUCGUCCCCUUCUCCUUGUGCCCUCAAUCUUUCCCAGAAUCAGGGUCUUUUCCAGGGAGUCCUCUUCUCAUGAGGUGGCCAAAGUAUUGGAGCCUCAGCUUCACGAUCUGUCCUUCCAGAUCGUGCACUCAGGGCUGAUUUCCUUGAGAAUGCAUAAGUUUGAUCUUGCAGUCCAUGGGACUCUCCAGAGUCUCUCCCAGCACCAUAAUUCAAAAGCAUCAAUUCUUUGGCGAUCAGCCUUCUUUAUGGUCCAGCUUUCACUCCCAUACAUCACUACUGGGAAAACCAUAGCUUUUACUAUACGGACCUUUGUUGGCAAGGUGAUGUCUCUACUUUUUAAGAUGCUGUCUAGGUUUGUCAUUGCUUUUCUCCCAAGAAGCAGGUGUCUCUUAAUUUCGUGGCUGCUGUCACCAUCUGCAGUGAUCAUGGAGCCCAAGAAAGAUGAAAACAGAUGAAAAUAGCUACACCCUAAAUACUCAUGGCAUAAUCUUCCUCUUAUUCUCCCUCACCUUUGGCAGUGCUCAUUGUAUAUUGCUUGUGUUGGCUGGGGCACCAGUUCUAGCAGCCACUGCAAGCAGCACGAGGCUCCCCUGUUCAAGGAGUUUUGGUGACUGGCCUACCUCACACUGUCAGCCUAGCAGUUCGAAAGCACACCAGUGCAAGUAGAUAAAUAGGUACUACUGCAGCGGGAAGGUAAACAGCAUUUCUGUGCACUCUGGCAUUCAUUACGGUGUCCCGUUGCACCAGAAGCAGUUUAGUCAUGAUGGCCACAUGACCCAGAAAAGCUGUCCGCGUACAAAGGCCGGCUCCCUCAGCCUGAAGUGAGAUGAGUGCCAUACCCCAUAGUCGAACUUAACCGUCCAGGAGUCCUUUACCUUUUACACUUUAAUAACUGAGUAGCAAUGGUACAGGGUUUCAAGUGGGCCAGAGCCAUUUGCAAAAUUUGCAUGGCUGCUUCUGCUCCUUCCCACUCCUCACCUCUUCCUUGCAGUCUCCUUUGUAUUCCACCACGUCCCCCAGAGUGUUUCUGCUCAGUAGAAGUGAUGACUCGGGGAAUCGGUUUGGCAGCCCGAGACAACCAAACUAGCUGAGGACUUGGACAAUUCAUUGGCUAACCCUACAGAAUCUCAAUUAAGUUGAGUGAAAUAAAUGCCCCAACUAUUCUUUGUUGCUUGAUCCUCAGCUUUCUGAAAUACGUUGUUGAAACAUGAGCAGGUACAUCUAGUGGUAAGGGGCUAUGUGUAAGAAACCAAAGAAAUGGUGUCCAGGUUCAGCCAUCACACAUUUUUAAAUCACUUUCAUAAAUGUAACACAGAAGACAGGAGGCUGCUUCGUUCAGGUGUCAUAUUGUAAAAUCAUCAUUAACCAUGCUAGAUCUUGACAUAUAUACCUGUAUACCUGAAGGAGCGUCUCCAACCCCAUCAUUCUGCCUGGACGCUGAGGUCCAGCACUGAAGGCCUUCUGGUGGUUCCCUCACUGCGAGAAGCAAAGCUACAUGGAACCAGGCAGAGGGCCUUUUCGGUAGUGGCACCCGCCCUGUGGAACGCCCUCCCAUCAGAUGUCAAAGAGAUAAACAACUACCUGACAUUUAGAAAACAUCUGAAGGCAGCCCUGUUCAGGGAAGUUUUUAAUGUGUGACAUUUUGAUGUAUUUUCAGUCAUUGUUGGAAGCCGCCCAGAGUGGCUGGGGAAACCCAGCCAGAUGGGCGGGGUACAAACAAUAAAUUAUUAUUAUUAUUAUUAUUAUUAUUAUUAUUAUUAUUUAUUGACAUAUGUAAAAAUUAGAGACAUCCUAGAGCUAUAGAACGUACAAACAGGGGCACCUAAAAUGAACCAGGAGAUGGACCAUCUUCCUUGUUGAUAAAGGCUUAGCUGGAUUUUUUUAUAUCGGGGGAAAAGAUUGAAAGUUGUUGGCAUUCAUCUGUCUUGAGAGACAAUGGAGUGUGUCCCCAGGGGUAAAGUCAAUCUGCUGCAUUGGCAACACCGAAGUGACCUCCCCGGGGUGCAAGCCUAGGCAGUGUGUAUGGAGGUCCCCCUCUCGACCUGGCUGAUGUGGCCCAAAGGAAAGCAGAGCAAUAUGUUUGGCACCAGCUUGGCUGCAGGAGUUGCCCGAAGAAGGCAUACCAGGUGCCAUCCAACCACCUUAGGGACUCCACACUGGAUUUGUAUAGGAUUAGCCUUUUCUUCUCCUAAAGAUAUCCCGCAAAGCCUAGAUGAGCUACCUUCCCAGGUGGACGAGCCUCACGUGCCCCUCACUUCCCUAUACAGUGGUACCUCGGGUUAAGAACUUAAUUUGUUCUGGAGGUCUGUUCUUAACCUGAAACUGUUCUUAACCUGAAGCACCACUUUAGCUAAUGGGGCCUCCCGCUGCCACCGCACCACCGGAGCAUGAUUUCUGUUCUCAUCCUGAAGCAAAGUUCUUAACCCGAGGUAUUAUUUCUGGGUUAGUGGAGUCUGUAACCUAAAGCAUCUGUAACCUGUAGCCUCUGUAACCCAAGGUACCAGUGUACAGCACAUGCAGAAACUGCCAUCUUGAGGUUCUCUUUGGGCUCUGGGGUGGGACUUCUUGCGAGCCAGGAGGGAUCUUCAGGGUGCUUCCCAUUUCUGGUUACCACUUCCAGGUACCCAGCAGCACGCGUGUGCGUGGUCACACACAAAUAGAUUGCGCAUCAAGCUCUUGCCAGUAAGCAAGGAGGAUGCUUCAGGUAGCAGUUGAAAAGAAUGUAGGUGCUGCCAGGGGGGAAAAAUGGAAGGGCAUCUCCAGUUGGCUUGGAAGCUACUGUUGUCUCAUUGACUCCCUUAUUAGAGGGAUAAAGAAAAAAAGCAACAUUUUGGGAAAGAUGCCCCCAGUGGAUCAGUCCAAUAGGACCUAAGCAGAGGGGCAUGUAAGUGCUGAGUUGCCGUGAAGUGUGCCAACCUGAGAAACACAGCAAUUUGUCAUGCUAAGAGGAAUAUAGAUAGAUGUCUACCAGAGAGAGAGAGAGAGAGAGAGAGAGAGAGAGAGAGAGAGAACAAGGAGCGCCACAAGUGAAAGCAGUUAAUCACUUUUCCUGGAAUGACAAAACCAAUGAAAAACAUCUGGAUAAAGUCAGGUAGGGAGGCUGUUAACUUUCUUUAUUGGCCAUUUUCAUUUCAGGAGAAUAUAAAAUUGAAUAAGCAUUCCGUUUGUCGCCCUUGCGCCAAAUGAGAUUCUAGUUUCAUUUCACUUUCGCGUCAGCGGCAUUUUUAUUUAUCUUCCUCUCCUUGUUAUUUAUUUGUGCAUCUCGGAUGCAUUUAAAAUUAUGUGCAGCUUUCAACAUAAACAAAGCCAAUUUCGAAUCCCAUUCAGGCUACAAUAUGCUUGCAGGUCUCGGUGAAUGCUGGGCAGCGAGGCUUGUUGCCUUAGGAAUAACGUGUGUGGUGUUUGCAAACCUGUUUUGUGAUACCACCUGGAAAACUAAACAGCCCCCUCCCCCUGCCAUCUAAAAAGGCGUUGAAAUUCCAUCACCAGUGACAAAUCUCUUUGGAUCCAAACAUAGCAGUGAAAGAGGGGUUUGCAUACCUAUUUCAAUGGCCAUAUCUGUUUUCAUUUGGCUACCUGUCUAGAUCCAGCAGUAUAAAUUGUUAUAUAUGUGUAAUCUGUGCAGUUCUUAAUGCUUGCCUUGGAUAGCCCAAUACCUUGGUAGGCAGCUGACAGACUCCAUGAAGCCCGCUGAGAUCCUCUGAUUGACCCAUUGAUCCUCUGGUUUUCUCCCCCUGCACACACACACACACACACACACACACACACACACUUCUCUCCCAACUUUCCUUACAAGUGCUACGCCAGGGAAACGUUCUCCCAGUUGCACCUUCUAGGGUUGCCAUAUUUUGAAGAGUAAAAAAGAGGACACAUUUGGCAACUUUUGACUAUGGAUCUCUAUAACAAGACUCAUCAUGAAAAAGAGGACGUGUCCUGGAAAAAGAGGACAUAUGGCAACCCUGCGGGUACAUUCUGGUUAUCUUUACUAUCCUCACAUGCUUGCUAAUGUCCGCACCUCGUAUUAAAAGGCAGCUUAAAACAAAGGGUGGUUGGGGGCCAGCGAGUUAAAGCAUGCUGCUCAGAAGUUCCUGAAGUUCCCUGCUGCCGCCACGCCACAAAAUAAGCCAGAGCGUGGCUUGCUGUUCCAUUUGAACCCAAGCUCAUCCUUCUCAGUCAGUAGAGCGUGAGACCCAUAUUCUCAGGGCAGUGGGUUCAAGCCCCACGUUGGGCAAAAGAUUCCUGCAGUGCAGGGAGUUAGACUAGAUCAGGGGUAGGCAACCUAAGGCCCAGGAGCCGGAUGCGGCCCAAUCGCCUUCUCAAUCCGGCCCGCAGACAGUCCGGGAAUCAGCGUGUUUUUACAUGAGUAGAAUGUGUCCUUUUAUUUAAAAUGCAUCUCUGGGUGAUUUGUGGGGCCUGCCUGGUGUUUUUACAUGAGUAGAAUGUGUGCUUUUAUUUAAAAUGCAUCUCUGGGUUAUUUGUGGGGCAUAGGAAUUCGUUCAUCCCCCCCCCAAAAAAAAAAAUAGUCCGGCCCACCACAUGGUCUGAGGGACGGUGGACCGGCCCCCUGCUGAAAAAGGUUGCUGACCCCUGGACUAGAUGACGCUCGUGAUUCCUUCCAGCCCUGCAAUUCUGUGGUUCUGUUAUUCCCCUUCCCACAGGCAGUAAGUGAAAAACAAGAACUCGGUUCCCCCUUUGUUUGGAGGCACAAGUCUGGGUUCAGGCAGCACAACAAGCUAGUUUUAUCCGUGAUGCAUCAGGAGAGCAGCACCAACAGAAUUCAAUAAUAAUAAUAAUAAUAAUAAUACUUCCCGGACACUGAGGUCCAGCGCCGAGGGCCUUCUGUUGCUUCCCUCGCUACGAGAAGCCGUUACAGGGAACCAGGCAGAGGGCCUUCUCAAUAGUGGCGCCUGCAAUGUACCGUAUUUUUCGCUCCAUAGGGCGCACCUGACCAUAGGGCGCACCUAGUUUUUAGAGGAGGAAAACAUGGAAAAAAAUAUUCUGAAUCAAAUGUUGUACUAAACUAUUUAAAGCAGCAAAGCGGGUGGCUCCUGUCCGCUUUGCUGCUUUAAAGCGAGCCUCAGAGGAGGGAAGGAAGGGGAACCAUGGCUUAUCUAAGUCCAGUUAAUAAUGCUGAGCCUGAUUUUAUAUGCAUCUCAAAGCCCUUGACAUAUAUACAUUAUAAUGACAAGCCGAGAUAGGCCUCCUGCAUAGGAGGAGGGGAGGAGAAGAGAAGAGAGGGAGCCAUUAUAGCUCAAUGGGGAGAGCAUGGAGAAGAUCCCAAGUUCAGUCCUUGAAAGCUUCUCCAGGUAGGGCUGAGGGUGUGUCUCCUGAAACCCAGGUGAGCCUCUGCCCAUCAGUGAAGACAAAACUGAGCUCAGUGGGCUCAGGGGUCCUGACGUGGUACAGGGAAGGUCCCUCUGUUCCUGUUUAAAUUAGCCCUUUCUUCAGAACCAUGGGGACUACAAUCUUAGUUUGUUUUUAAAGGGAACAGCUGUAACCUCAGUGGCUUUGCAUGCAGAACACCACACGUUCAAUCCCGGCUUCUCCAGGCCUGAAACUCUGGCAAACUGCUACCAGUCAGUGUUGACAUUACUAAGCUAGAUGGAGUAGUGGAUCCAACUCCUUAUAAGGCAGCUUCCUAGGUUCCCAUUUAUGCUUCAGAUCUGGGCGUGAGGCCUGCUGUCACUUUUAGUGUCAAGAGGGUGGUUCUUUGCACAUCUGGAAGAUGACUGUCACCUCCCAUCACCCUAUUGAAGGUGCUUUUACAGCUCAGGGGAAAGGGCAGGCAGACACAGCAUCUGUAAACUGUAGCAUCCUGAAUUAAGGGAGGGAGGAGAAAGAGCUGAUCUUCAGCUUGAAACCAGGACUUGCUCUUUAACCAUGCUGCUCCUCCAGCUGCCAAUGCCAUCCAUGUAACCUAUGUGAAUAUCAAGUGUGGGUUGUGUCCAGGAACCUGGGAGGAUUUCUUUCACAUGAGUGCAUGUUUUUGUCUUUAAAUAAACAGCCCGUGCAAGUUUCCAGCUCUUAUGGCCAUGCCUGGCUGUCUCAGUGGAAAUCUGAGGAGGCUGAGGUGGACUUUCCAGUGGUCAAAGUCUUCCUGCCCGGCAUCUAUUUCCUGCCCUCUUUCCCCACUGAACUCCCACACCCUGCUUCAAAGCAAGCUACGGAGGGGAUUCCCUCUGCUUUGAAGCAGGAAAGUGGAGUGUAAGCUGCUCCCCUCCCACUUUCCUGCUUCAAAGGGAGCCACGGAGGAGGGAGGGACCAACGGAAUCCCCUUCCCUCCCUCUUCCCCAGCUCAGCUCAGCAGCCGCGGCUCUUGCUGGCUUUACAAUGAGCCGGAAGGAGGGACAGACGGCAGUCCCUCCUCCCGCCUCCCUGUAAACCCAGCCACUCUACGCAGCUCUUGCUUUAAAGGGAGAGCUGCGCAGAGCUUGUCAGCAGCAGCGGCUCUUGCUGGCUUCGCUCCAUAAGACGCACAGACAUUUCCCCUUACUUUUUAAGGGGGGGAAAGUGUGUCCAAUGGAGCGAAAAAUACGGUACUCUAUGUGGGGCUAGCUUUGAAGGUGACCUGGAAACUACAACUAAUCCAGAAUGCGGCAGCUAGACUGGUGACUGGGGGCGGCUGCCGAGACCACAUAACACCGGUCCUGAAAGACCUACAUUGGCUCCCAGUACGUUUUCAAGCACAAUUCAAAGUGUUGGUGUUGACCUUUAAAGCCCUAAACGGCCUCGGCCCAGUAUACCUGAAGGAGCGUCUCCACCCCUAUCGUUUUGCCCGGAAGCUGAGGUCCAGCGCUGAGGGCCUUUUGGCGGUUCCCUCACUGUGAGAAGCAAAGCUACAGGGAACCAGGCAGAGGGCCUUCUCGGUGGUGGCACCCGCCCUGUGGAACACCCUCCCACCAGAUGUCAAAGAGAAAAACAACUACCAGACUUUCAGAAGACAUCUGAAGGCAGCCCUGUUUAGGGAAGCUUUUAAUGUUUAAUAGACUAUUGUAUUUUAAUAUUCUGUUGGAAGCCGCCCAGAGUGGCUGGGGAAACCCAGCCAGAUGGGUGGGGUAUAAAUAAAUAAAAUAAUGUUGAUGAUGAUGAUGAUGAUGUAAUUGAGUGAGACUGCUAAGCUUGGCCCUAUCACAAAUCUAACACGUUAAUGAUUGGUUUCUUCUGCCUCUUCUCCCAAUGAUCUUUGUUUACUUGGGCUACCGCGUGCCUUUCUUUCCCCCCAUGGUCCAGCUAGUUCCCAGCUCUGUGCUGUUUCACAGUCUUAUUAGAAACAGAGGAUCCAAAGGAAGAGUAAAGGAUGGUUGUUUUCAGUAGAGUGUCUUCGCCUGCAUGGCUUACCGGUUGCCGCCUGUCACUGCGAGCUGUUGCGUUGGGCUUUUUCACUAGAGCUCCAGCUCCUGUGUUGUCGUCUUUCCUCCUUCGGAUGAAAUUAAACAGAAACGAAACCCGAAUAAAAGAUAUUCAUUCUCCAAACAAAAGAAGAAGCCAGCCUAAAUCAAUUAAACGGCGCAGCCAGCUUGGCAUAUACUGAUCAAUGUACACAUAAAAUGUCCUUCUGUUGAGCACAGCUGCGUCAUAUAACAAACCUUUUGGCACAACGCAAUUGCAUUUUUUCUUUCCUCUAGGAAAAAAAUAAUAAUGAUGAUGGCUCCCUUUCUUUUUGUUUUACCUCUCCCCCAUGCUCAUGCUUCAUUGCUGGUACCAUUAUUAUUUCAGAGAGCAUACUUGCUGGAAAUGAAGGGAGCCUUGGGCCAUCUGAUAUUUCCAUUACUGGCCUGAUGGGCAUUAAGUGGAUAUAGUUUGCAGGUACUCUGCAUGUUGUAUUUGGGGGAGAAUUGAUUCCUUCCCCCAACUUUCCAUUUUUAAAGACUGUGCAUUGGCAAUUGCAGAUCUGUGAAUGAAAAUCCACAGUAAAAUGGGCUCAGAUGUUCCGAGUUACUCGUUUUUAAUCCAAAAUUGUCCGUUGAGAGAAAAUUGUCCCUUUUUUUUUUUUUACACCCAGAGAGUAUGUUUCUUGUUUGAACCUGUGUGCUGUAGAUGAAAUGCAGUUCGUUUUUGCUCCCCUUGGGAAAGUAGCCAUUGGUCUGGGAGACCACAUGGGGGCUAAAACUCCAGCUUGCCCCAUGGGAGGAGGUGAACAGAGAAAGAGUUCCAACAAAAAAAAUGAUGGUGACCAUCCUCUGCAUAAAUUACAUGCUCUGCUGUCCCCCUACAGUGGCUCAAAGCAAAGAUAACCAUUGCAAGGCUGACAGUCUUAGUGCACACCACUCUGAAUAAAUAUUUGCUGGGACAGAAGGUGUCAGGUGUUGGGGUGUGAUUAUUAAAACACACUCACUUCAGCAUGAAUGUCUUCCUGGAAUUGUACUUAUUUUUCCAGAUGAUGCAAAUAACACAGUGGAUAAUGCGUUGGUGACCUUGUUUCAGAUCCUUGCUCAGCCAUGAACCUCAUUAGGCGACUUUGGAUCAGACAUGUUCUCUCCUUCAGUCUUUCUCGUGGUCCUUCUGAGGAUAAUAUGGUCCUUGGGUGGGUGGGAUUAAAAAUUGAUGAUAAUGGUGACCAGUCUUUCUGGCAAGUGAGCCAUGGUGCUGGGCUAAUCUACACUGUUGUUCAGAUGCAUCUCCUUAGUAUGGAAUUGCUUCUAGUCCAUUGAGUGGAUAUCAAUGCGCUGAUGUCCCUGUAUUCCCCUUGUGGCACAGAUUGGCUACCAACUGCUUAAACUCAUGGGCUGCAAUUCAGCAAAGGGAAAGUGCAUAAGGAAACCAAACUCCUCUGUCACCGCCUCGGCUCUGCUGUUCCCUUGCCAGCGAUGAAACGCCUGUACAUGCUUUGAAACCCUUAAAUUUUGGUUAUGAAUGCACAUCCGUUCGGUCUUUCAGUAGUUCAGUAUUCCUGGGACUUUCUGCAUGCAAAGCAGGGCUCUUCCACUGACCCACAUCCCUUCCCUAGUGGGUCAUCAGCUGUACGAGCUCAUCUGUUAUUUAACUGAAGCAAAUACUGCAAUCUCCUUUAGUACCAAUAAUUUAUGAAAUACGGGGCUCGGUCAUUUAUUCGCACCUAGGUUUCCUUGCUCUUGUUUUAGCAACGUUGCAGCCCCGCCAUCCAAAGAAACCCUUUGUAACGUCUCCCGUUUUCUCGCAGGUGACAGAAGAGGAGCAGUCAGCCAACCACACGGUGAUGAUUCAGGAAACAUUGCAGCAAGCUUCCGUCGAGCUGGGCGAACAGCACCAUUUGGUCGUCUCCUCCGAUGAGGUGGAAGGGAUCGGGACAGUGACAGUCUACACCCAGGGGGGAGAGGCCUCUGAACUUAUUGUGUAUGUGCAAGACAUGCAGUCUGUGGAGGAGCAGGUGGAGGAGCAGGAGCAGCCUGGACAGAAAAUCUAGAUAAAAUUCCCAAGGGAGACCAGCCUUCUGGUACCGCCAAACUGCUACAUGCUUUGUUUUCCAAUCUAUAUUUAAUGUUGGGCAAGAACAGAACCUCCCGCAGCUGCUACUCUAUCAUAUGUUUAGUCUUUGGCAGAUGGCGCACGUGGUUGUUGACUGGACUGGUGGCUUCUUCUUUUUGCCAGGAAACGUUUUGGUACGUACUGAGCCAUGCGCAGCUUCCUUUCACGUGGCACUGCUCCCCUGCUCGUAAGGAACGCCUGAAGUCGCAGCAAGCAGAUCCAUGCAGAUGGGUGGUCAGGACCACUACCUUCUGGGAUAAAAGAUAUUUUUCCUAGAGCAAGAGGUGAACCAAAAAAAAAAGCAAGAGGAGUCAGUGGCAGUGGACAGCACUUGAUAAACGCUAAAAUGCGUCCGUGUUAUGCACUUUAAGAAGACUGUAGACGGAAAAGACAAUUUUAGCAACCGCCCGGAAAGUUCAGAUUUUAAGACUUGCCAAGCAACAGGCCCUGCAGCGAAGCUAUUCAGAAGAACAGGCUCCAUUGGGUUGGGUUCACUCAACAUGCAGAAAAUGUGGUGGUGUGAAUCAGAGCCAGCUGUUCUUCAGUGCUGCUUUCUAAACGGUUUUUCUAAAUAGUGUUCAGCAUUUUAAUCUCCCCUGUAAUAAAUAUAGGGGUUGCUCGUGCGUAAGUUGCCGCCACUCCUGGCUAGGUUGCCUUGUUAAACCUUUUCUGUCUGGACAGCCCUUCACUUCGUGGCUGUUUCAGUCGCUAGCAGAAUCCGUCAGUGGGCGUUUCUUAAACCUUUUCCAGCAUAAAAGCUGUUUGACGCCAAGUCUCCUCCUACUCUCCCUGCGCGGAAGUCUUCUGCGCGGGGAGGGUGUGGGUAGCGGAGGACCCGUGCUCUUCCCGCUGGUCUCCGGCGAGGAGUCCUGGAGCCCCCUCGCCGAUUCCCCCAUCUGCCCUCCUUUAUCCCUGGUGUUACGCUGAUUUCCUUCCCCAGCUGAUGAGCUGCCUCUCUCCCUGCUGGGCCCUUCUCCAGCAUCGCUUGAGAGCCUUGCCUCUGCCUCUGGCUCCGAUGUCAGUUCCCUGACAUCCCCAAAGACAGCUUUCCUUCCUUUUGUCACUGUGAAUUGUUGAAGACCCGAGAUCAUUACCCUAAGAAAUGUGUUCUCUUUUAUCUUGUAUCUUUUAAUCUUUUAAACCGGGACUCUGUGCCAGUGAGCAUGCCACGUUUUUAUUUGGAUGGGAUCUAAUCUGACACGUGAGUGAAAAGAUCCCACCUCUAAGAGUCUUUCAGAUGCACAGUCCCUGCCGAAAUGCAAGUGUUUUAUGGUUGUGACAUAUUUUGGACACGUAUAUUGGAGAUAUAUAGUGGAUUUCUUCCUUUUUUUCCUAUCUCUGAAGCAUUAUUUCCUUGUCUCCCCCUUUCCUUUUUUGCAAGCAAUAGCAAUAACUUCAGAAAUAUAUAUUUUAAAAAAUCAUAGCUUGGGCAGAGUUUUUUAGAUUAACACACCCGCUACAGGGUUAUGUCUCAUAUAAUAUACAAUGGAUGCCAUGUUGAAGCACUGAGAAGUAAUACCAAGCCAAAAAAUCUGUGGAAGCCACAGUGAUAGAAUGAUAUUUCGGGAUCCUAUUUCUCCCAGCCUGGCAAACGUUGAGCAUUUUCUCCAAAACAAAAAGCACUAACUCUGCAUCCUUGAACUGCACUGAAUCACUCUUCUGUAUUGAUUAGACACAGGUGAUCUAUGGAAGUCUUCUUCUUUUUCUAUCUACUUAAAUAAUAAAAUAGAUAUCCGCUAUGAGGAAUCACCCAAAGUAGAGAUGCAAGCAUCUCUUGCUGUAAGUAAGGGCUCAGACACUCUGCUCUUGGUGGAGAAAAGGACAUGCAAUUUGGAGAAAGACUCUAUUUCAGGGGAAACCAAUGUGGUGCCCUCUGAAUGUUUUCGGACUACAAUUCCCAUCAUCCCUCACCAUAGCCUCCUCUGGCCAGAGCUAAUGGAGUCUUAACAACUUCUAGACGACACCAUGUUGGCUACGCCAGCUUAUCCAUGUGGGUUUUUUUCAGUAGGCCUUGGGGAGUGGAUCUAAUUUGGCCCUAUGUGUUCUGAUCUCAUGUCCCGUGUUCGGGUUGUGAUUUGGACUACAUGGCAGUGCUUUCAGCAGAGAACUUAUCCACUGGGCUCCACGAACAAUGUCACAUCUCAUUGGGUACCUCACAUCUGACAUGUGAGAGUGAUAAUUCCUUGGGCUGUGUCAGGAAGUGGGCAGAGGAGGAAUGGUGGAGACCACCUCCCCAGCCUGACCCUUCCAGGGAAGAAGAAGACAGUUCAGAAUUACAACAGGGGUUUGAGGGAGGUCACAACUCAGAGGAAGAUGAGGGGGAAAGCUGGGAAAUAAUGGGAGAGGAGGAAGAAGCAGCACCAGGACGGCAACAGCUGACGGACGCAGUGUCUUUAGAAAGCAUUCCAGACCCACCAUCUCCCAGAACCUGGUGAGCAUUGAAAGUAAGAGAGCAAAGAGCUCAAAGGCAGAGGGCACGUUGCAGCACCCGCAGUGAUGACGCUUGAGGAAGUGAGAGAAACUGAGUGGGUGGAGACUCACUCGGGACAACACCAUUAUUCCAAGAGGUUGCAUUCCAAAGCUUCUCUCUGUGAAUAUUGAAUAAAAAGCAGAUGGUAAGGACUUUUCCUUGUCUUAUCCAUUCCUGGCAACCUGCCGUGGGGGUGGGGUCCUCUACCGCCUGACAGGUUGUGGGGUAGAGUGCAGGAACGGGCUGACUGUAUAGCAGCUAUACAGCUCCUGCCUUUUUUCACCAGUGCAUCCUUUGUAUUGUCAUUCACACAAACUGUAUUUUGGGGUGUCAUCCAGUAUGCGAGACCGAACUCUUUCUCAUCUUUCUUUUUUUGUAAUCUCAAACCCCCGUUCCUCAAAUAAAUAUCAGACAAGGUGAAAAUGUAAAACUCCCGUCACUUUUGAAGGACCACAUUUAUGUAUAUUCGGUGCGGUGUCCUAAACUGCAUGUGGGGAAGAUACUGGCUUCAGUCGAACCUACACAUUUCUGCUGUAAGUCCAUCUGCUACAGCUGCCUAUGGCUCCAAACUUGGUUUUAUGUCGCAUCCCGCAAAGUAGCGAUGGUUUAAAUGGCAUGGCAAUGGAUGCACACAAAACGGACAACAAGAAGUAAAUAAGGAUGAAAUAGAUAUGGAAGAAGAGAUGAUGUAGCAACAGGACGAAGAGAUGGACAUAUGCUUGUAACAGGAGUGGGAAACCUGAUUUUAUUUUUUUUAAAAGAAAUUGUAUUAAAUUACAUUUGGAUGGAUUUGCAAUAAUUUGGAAAAACCAAUAAAUAAUAAUAAAUAAUAAAAAAGACAAUGGAUGCACACCAAACAGAGAAAUGACCUUUUAAAAUUAGCUAUCCUGUCUCCAGUAGGAUGCUUGAUACGAAGAUGUAAAAUGUCUCCUCCUGUUCCUGCACUUUUGUUUUGAAAUUCUGUAUGUACACACAAAUUAUUCAGGGUGUAAAUGGCUAUGUGAUUCGUGAAUCAGAUACACAAACACUUCUAGGUUAAAAUGGGAAAUUGCCUUCUGAACGCACUGAAAUUCUACCCUUCUCUAAAAGCCUGAUAUGUGAUCUCUAAGGAAUUGUUCUUGUUAAUAUGUACAAAAACAGUCAUGUUUGCGAGUGUAAUGCUCAGAUGGCUUGAAUGACUGUAAAUAAGGGAAUCUGAACUAAGAGAUUUGUCAUUCUUAAUGCUUGUGACCAAAUUCAUCCCAGAGUUAAGCAUGGUUUCAAGUGACUGAAGCAUGUCUAACAGAUUGUGGUUCAUUACUUCAUCAUGUGCAUCUCAUUUAUUUUGGGGAGGGAUAAUCUUUUUUUAUCUGCACUUCAAAAAAAAUUUAAUAAUCAUGUGCAUCUCAUUUAUUUUGGGGAGGGAUAAUCUUUUUUUAUCUGCACUUCAAAAAAAAUUUAAUAACGCAAGUCUGUUGCGUUCUGUUCAGUUAAAAUUAGACAAAUUCAGCAAGUAUUCUCCCUGCCCUUAAAAACAAAAAAAUUACCCAAACCAAUAAAUCAUAUUUUUUUUCAAGUCUUGAGUUGGCUGAAGGGUGUUUCUUUGCAAUUAGGCAGACCUGUGAAAACCUUAAUGUCAGAAGCAUCUCUCCUUCAGGAACCAGCCCACUUGGAGCUUAAUAGGAUCAGUAUAUCUUUGGCGUCAAGAAUUUCAAGCUAUGGAAAUGUGGAUUGGCACAUAGACAGGUCCGGUGUGGUGACCCAGUGCACAGUAAAAGGGUUGCUAUUGCAUUGGAAAUGGACAUAAAUUGGCCAUCCAAUUGGGCCAACUUAGCACUAGUCGAUUGCUUUAACCCUAAUCAUAUGCUGACCAAAAUUCCAUAUGGCACAAAGCCUGGAGGAAACGCAAACAUUUUAGAAGACUUUCUGUGCUAGCUAAUUAUCUGGCUUUUCCAUCGCACUUGUUGUUUGACCAUUCAGAAAAAAUGAAUACACUGUGUUGGGGUUUCA
Podarcis lilfordi (Lilford's wall lizard) is the source of this 88110-nucleotide messenger RNA. The record is from the annotation of a GenBank genome assembly. NCBI's taxonomy places the organism in Eukaryota, Metazoa, Chordata, Lepidosauria, Squamata, Lacertidae.